Podarcis lilfordi (Lilford's wall lizard) is the source of this 70517-nucleotide messenger RNA. The record is from the annotation of a GenBank genome assembly. NCBI's taxonomy places the organism in Eukaryota, Metazoa, Chordata, Lepidosauria, Squamata, Lacertidae.
AAAGAUCUGACUUUAUUUGUACAUGUCUCUGAGCUCCGGGAUCCAGCCACGUGGGGGUUUCAAAGGCUCAGAGCCCACUUGGAGCAGGAGAGGGAGGGGGGCUGGGGAGAGGGGGGUGCAAUUCAUCUUGAUGUGUAGGGGGAAAGAAACUUAAAGGGCUUGAACAACAAACAGGAAAUGCCUGGCUGGGCUGCCGCUGCUGCUGCUAAUGCAGAAGGGACCAGAAGCAAGAGCGGCAGCGGCAGCGGCAGCAGCAGCAACAGGACUGUGAAGUUAUAAGCCGAGCAAGAGAACCCCUGUUGCUAACAAGGUUGCCUCGUUUCUUUCUUAUUUUCCCCCUGCACGGGUUCCUUUUGCAAUUGCAACCAUGGGCUCCUGUCCCAACGGCAGCAUUCCAGGUGUCGCUGUCCCCUGCUUGGUACUGACAGGUGAGAACAUCUUUCUCUUCUUUCCGAAGGCUUCGCAUCUGCCCAACUCUCCUUCUGCUUUUGGAUUUCCCCAGAAUUUAGCAAUUCGUCAUUUCCACUUCUUUCAGUCUGUCUGCUCUUCAGCCAAUUCCACACACACCCCACCCCGAGUUUUAAGUCAACUUUACAACCAGCGAUUCAGUGAUUUUGGCUGACAGAAGCCUUAAAACUAAACAGAAAGGUGCAAAGAAAGAGGAAAGUGGGAAAUAAGAAAUCAUAGAACUAGGCAAGCAAGGAAAGGGUGACCGGGUUGAAAUGUACUGUUGUGCAAGCUUGGUUUUCACUUUUGCAAAUCAUUUUGGUCAGUGAAGCAAAUUGCGCCCCCUUAACUGCACAGGAGAUAAGGGAGCUGAUAUACUCUUACUUAGCAUAACGCUGCCAAGGAAACAUGUGGUGUUUCCAUUUCAGGAUUCCGUGUUCUCGAGGAUUUCUUAGAGCACCAUAGACUCAGGGGAGUUCAGCUUUUCCUGACACAAACCAUUUUCUGUUUUGGGGUGGUGGAAUGGGAGGAAAUGGAAAUGGAAGUGGGGGUGGGAGAGGAAAUGAACACAAUUGCAAUUGCUCGAUGCUUUGUGGGUCUCGGAGGGAUGGUUUUGCUGAAGUAUGUGGGCGAAGCAAAAAAAAAAAAUAGUGGGGAGGGGAACAUCACAUUGACAAAGGCUGAGAGUAGCCAGGAAAUCUUAUAGUAAUCACCCCAAGGGGAAAUGAAAAUAUUAUUUUCUGUUGCUUGUGUCUUUUGUAAUGUUUGGUUCUAGUUUGUAACUCACUUUCGACAGGCUGGUUUUAUUUAUUUUUAAUGAGACAACUCUGGGAUGAGUGGUUUAAAUUUUCAACUUUUUGUCUUUGCUUUGGGGGGUUGUUCUUUGGAAAUGUGCACUGCAGUUGCAGCAAUGCCUGAUUAUAGUGAUCCCAGCUUACCAAGCAAUGGCAGCACAAGUCAUAUUAUUAUAACAUCCAGAAAUUAUAGCAUGGUACUAUUCUCCUUCCUAUACACGGUGUUGGCGAUGUUUAAGGAUGUUUUUCAUACAGAUAAUGAACUGUUUUGUUACUCCGUUUCUGGAUUUCUUUUUCAACAAGCUCUGCAACACCUUCCAGCCACUAGUAGUUGAAUAAUUUACUGUUGAAUUUGCUCUGAGCUCUCUGAGCUGAACAUCUAAAUACAAAGGUAGGCCACUUGGUUGAAAGGAAGUAUUGGACCUGUACAGCAGCAUAUAGUCAGUGCAUAGAUUGUUGGUCAUUAGGUACCAUCCAAGCUCCUGGAAGAUAGCAGAGAGUAAACACAGGGUGGAAUAUUCCAUUAUUGCUUUAGGUGGUUGGUUAUUUUCCUCUUCAGUAUACAGUGGUACCUCAGAUUAAGUACUUAAUUCGUUCUGGAGGUCUGUUCUUAACCUGAAACUGUUCUUAACCUGAAGCAACACUUUAGCUAAUGGGGCCUCCUACUGCUGCCGCACCGCCGGAGCACGAUUUCUGUUCUCAUCCUGAAGCAAAGUUCUUAACCUGAGGUAAUAUUUCGGGGUUAGUGGAGUCUGUAACCUGAAGCGUAUGUAACCUGAAGUGUAUGUAACCCGAGGUACCACUGUAGUAUCCAUUUAUGUCAUUGUUGAAGACAGGAUGGAAGUUAGAAUUUCUAAGAAUUGUGAACGUCUAAGAAGUGUGGGCUGCCGCAUGUCACACCCUUCUCAUCACUUGAUUUGCCAGUUCUUGAUAACUUGCAAGCUGGAUGUCGAAACUGUUUACCAGAUAAUGUUUAACAUAAUGUGAAUACAGAAAUUUAGGCUGGUGUCGUGUCUUCAACUGAUGAACAAAAGUAUGAAUUGACCUUCAGGUUAGUUUUUUGCUUGUUUGUUUUCUCUUCCCCCCCAACUGAUGCUUUGCCUGGGUUCAGUUUUUACGUUCCUUACAUGCAGAACCAAAACUGAUGUAGCUUAAACAUACUGAGUAAGAGAUGGAUAUAGGGUAAAGGAAGUAUAGAGCAAGAUACCCUUGUUGAUUAUACUGAAAGACAAAAUCUGAUAAAAGCCAGCUCUUAUCGGACCAUCAGCUCAACAGCAACAUCAUAGCCAUUGCUAACAUCUAACUGAACAAGAGUUGAAGCUAAGAUUACAGAUCUAAGAAUGCUUCAUAGAAAGCCGGUCAAAUAUGUCUAAGGAUUGAGCUAUAGGCCUGAUAGUGUCACUGCCUUCCAAUUUUCCUUCCCCUUUUUGAAAACCAAACAGAAUAUAAAAGUUAAGGAUUUGCAGGAUAAUUCUGCACACUUGCCAUGGUAGUUUCUGAACUGAUGCUAAGCAAAAUAUAAACAUGAACUUUAAAGAUUUUCAAAUGUGACUGAACAGGAAAGGGUACACAGCAGACAUAAAUGAAACUUUUUUCUUAAGGCCAAAUUCUGAUCCCAAAUACAGAAGCCCCAUUGUGUCUUUUAUUAGGCCAAAAUUAUAGUCCAGUAGAAAUCAGCCAUUUGGCAUUUUUGAGGAUUUUAUUUAAAGUUCUCCAAAUCUUUCUUUUUAACGUAGGCUCAUCGACUUGGUAUCUUUCUCAGAAUAUUUAUUUCCCUUUUCCCUGUGCAUGUGAAGAACUGAGCUACAGGUGAUGAAAAUCUGUGUUUUUCUGUACUGAAAUAGCAUAUUGUUGCAGAGGUUGCAUGCCAGCCCCAGACGUUACUGAGCAGUAGCGAGAUUCCAGGGGGUUCCAGACAUUUACCCAGGGCCAUGUUUCCAUUGGGAAUUCAGGCCUGUCAGAAAUGGUAGUGUUUUAAGAUGUAUGAUUUAUUUUACACCUAUAUACACCUGGGUCUAGGUGGAGGAAGAGAAUUCACAGCAUUAUAUCUCAAGAGGGGCUUGUUCCCCAUAGCAGCAUAGCAUUGGGGUCCAAGGCAUUUUGCACACCAUUACUGUGCCUCCAACCCAGCCUGGUAAGAUGGUUCUGCCCCACAUGCCCUCUGCCUCCAGUUCUAGCACCAUCUUUCUCCCUCCCAAGAACCUUUGCUAAGUGGCCCCUCCCCUUCUCCAAACCUGUUUCAAAAGGGACACAUUUUUCCUGUUUGGCACCACACACACCCGGUAAUGGCAAGCCCCAUUUUGCACAGACUCAGACUCAGGGUUAUUUCUUCAAUGUGUUGAUGACUCCCCAUUGUUUCAUCACCAUCAUCAUUUAUUACUUGUACCCCACCCAUCAGAAUGGGUUGUCCUAACCACUUCCAACAGAAUACAAAAAACACACGAUACAUCAGACAUUAAAAGCUUCCCGAUACAGGGCUGCCUUCAGAUGUCUACGGAAGGUUGCAUAAAUGAUUAUCUCUUUUGACAUCUGAUGGGAGGGCAUUCCACAGGGCGGGCGCCACAACCGAGAAGGCCCUCUGCCUGGUUUCUUGUAACUUCGCUUCUCGCAAUGAGAGAGCUGCCAGAAGGCCUUCAUAACUGGAUCUCUGAGCUGAACAAUGGGGGUGGAGAUGCUCCUUCAGGUAUACAGGGCAGAAGCCUUUAAAGGUCAGCACCAACACUUUGAAUUGUGCUCAGAAACAUACUGGGAGCCAAUGUAGGUCCUUUAGAACUGUUAUUAUAUGGUCCCAGCAGCCUCUGCCAGUCACCUGUCUGGCAGCUUGCAUUCAUCUAGUCUGGCCAGGCUAGUUUGUAGGAGAAUUGCUGAAGCCUGUAUAUUCCCUUCAAUAUCCCAAGUUUUAGCUAAAUUCUGACAUUCAUUAAUUUAUAACAUUCACUGACUUCCUAGAAUUAUGAGCGCCUUUGCACCCCCAGACUUGUUUUAAGAAGUGUAGGUGGCUGAACUGCAGAAAAUGUUACAAAUUUCUACCGUAAGACCAUCUGUUUCUCAACAAUCUCCUUUCCUAUCUUAUUUGCUACUUAUCAAGUAUUUUCUAUUCCUAUACUGUAUAACAAAAGAAUAGUCUAAUAAUUUGUUGCUAUUUCUCCCUCCAGCAAUUGUUUCCAAGUUUGGGUUUCAAUUGAGAUAAUAUCAUGAUGUAUCUCCAUAAUAAUGGCAAUAGUAUUUCAUAUUAAGCCUCAGUACUAUUAUUGUUUUGAAAACACGAUCCUCUACUUCUGCCUUUAAAAGCUGUGGUUUGUUUUUUUUAAAAAAAGUAAGCUAAAUGACAAAAAUGGCUUUUGAAAUGGCUGAUGUUACAGCUGUAAAAUAAUGCCAUCAAUUUAAAUAUUUGUCAGACUAGGAGUUAUAAUAAAAAGUGGUGAACAAUGGGGCUGCCAUAUGCUGCAAUGGAAUAGCUUCACUGUUUAUUACCUGUUUUUAAAAAGAAAAGAUGUUAAGGCACAUCAUUUUCUAUUCAAAUGUUCUUAGAACUGAAAAAACAAUGACUUGCAAUGAAACCAAUUACUAAUAUAUUUUGAGACUGUUGUUUUCAGCUGAGUCCUCUUUUGCAUAGCUGGUUUUCCUAAUAAAUAAACCAAAGUUAUUGCAAAAGUAUUUCCUAAUCAUUUUCUGAACAUUGCACAAGGGUCAACUGAACAUCUUCAACUGAAGACUGCAUAACCCACUUCUUAUAAAAAAAACCAACCACAAUUUUCUGGGUUACAAAGUAGAUCAGAAACCUAAUCUAUUACCUUGAACAGGAGGGCUAGUCCUGCAAAAAAUUUUACUUAUUUAGUUAGUUUUUAUCACAGAUUGUUGAUUGCACCAUUCUAAGAGUUAAAAUGAAGUCACUUGCAGACUACCUGUUUACUGGGCACUGAUCCUGAUUUGUUUGCACAAAGUUUGUGGGGAGGUUAUAUGAUGUCGCCUCAACUACCUGUCUUCCCACACUUUCCCAUGCAUUCAUUGCUGCAAAUGUCUGUUUUUAAUUUUUUAAAACAGGGUCCGUUGUGCAAGAGCCCAAAUCUAUUUUAAAUGCACAACCUGAAUUUGCGGUUAUGCGUGGAAUCCCACUAGCAAAAAGCAAGUCAGGAAGCACACUGAGAUUCACAUAGAGCUACAGUUUUUGCUUUCAGAGUAAUUUAUAUAGGUAAUUUAUAGCACAGGAUGCUUAAGAUUGGCUGUUUCUAUUGCCUUUAUAUGGCAAGCAAGGCACUAUGCAGAAACAGUGGCUCUGCCUCAGUGGUUCAGCAGGUUUCCUACUAAUGUCAUCUCUUCCCACAAGCAGGAUCUGAGCACACUGGAAAGAUGGUGCAAAGCAUAGGGUUGCUGUGCAUAUAACAUACACUUAAAGCACAUGGCUUCUGCCCCCUACCAAAUUGUAGUUUGUUAAGGGUGCUGCGAAUUGUAGCUCUGUGGUGGGUAAACUACAAUUCCCACAGUUCUGUGGGGGAAGCAAUGUGCUUUAAAUGCAUGGUGUGUAUGCAGCCAGUUUUUCCAGACCAGCGGUUAACAGAUCAUUUAAAUAUGGCAAACGGGAUACUGGAAACCAGUUUUGAGUUUUUUAUGGAUUUUCCAUAGAAAGGAUGAGGGGGAAUAUGGUCUAACAGUCUGAUGCUAUCAAAGUAACGUGGACGCUGUGAAAAACGUGCAUGCAUGAGCAGCAGCAAUCCCUUAUUAAAUACCAGUCUUUAAGCAUCCAGCGGCACUUAAGCCAGAGUAUUACCAGCUCCAUUUAAAUGUUUUGCUGUUCGGGGACUGUUAAAGCAAGAGAUCAGGAGCUGGGAAUGUACAAUAGUUCCAAAACAUAACUGUCAACGUUUCCCUUUUUUAAAAGAAAAUUCCCUUAUUCCGAAUAGGAUUCCUCGCAAGAAAAUGGAAAAGUUGACAGCUAUGGUUUAAGAACCAGCUAUGCCAGGAGAAGUGCCGAACAGCUGAAAAACACCUUAUUUUAAUUAUAUUUUUGGGAAGAGGGGGGGCACAGCCUGCUUCUCCUGUGCAUAUUUGCGCGCAAGCAAUUCUAACUGAAUAGGGCUUACUCCCAGGAAUGUAUGCACUGCAGAAACAAAGUCUUUCUGGAAAUUAUGAGGCAAGAAUAAACUCCACUGCACGUAACGGGAUCUACUCGCCUUGUGGGCGAGCAAAAACUCGCAGUGUCACGCAGCUCGAGCGCAUUUCCUAGAAGAGGCUAUUCCCUCUUAAACUAUUUAAAGCAGCAACUUGCGCGGCGGAGGGCAAACGACGCGCAUGCGCUGUAUAGCACAAAGUCAGCGAGCCGCUCCCAACUCUGCUGCGACCGCGAUUCCCGGGCAGAGCCGGCCGGCCGCUCCGCGCAUGCGCCGCGGGGCGCGGCUGGCGGAACGUCCGGCCGCCUUGCCAGCCGGCGGCUUCCCUCUGCCGGAUGACGCGACGCGAGGAGCACGGCGCAGGCACUCCUAAGGCGGCGGGAGCGCAGUGACGCCAACGCGCGUGCUCGGAGGGAGGGGAGGAGGAAAAGCCGCCGACUCUUGGCCUAUCAGGACCCGGCGGGUGCGCAGGCGCAGGGGAGAAGCGGCCGGAGCGCGGCUGUUGGGCCGCCGAUGCUGAAGGGAUGGGUCACUGAGGGAAAUUUUCUCUCACACGCCGCAUCGGGAGGCCUCGCCCUCGGCAACCCAGUCAUGAAUAGCUGACCCCCCUCAUCCUUUUCACUCACUGAGAGGAACCAGGCCUCUGAGGCGGCGGCCUGGCGUGUUCCCCUCUUCCCGGGGCUUGAGCGGCGGGUGCGGCAGGGCCGCCCGCCUGUCCCUGAGGCGCCGGCAGGAUGAAGCUGGUGCGGAAGGACAUCGAGAAGGACAACGCCGGGCAGGUGACGCUCAUCCCCGAGGAGGCCGAGGACAUGUGGCACGCCUACAACCUGCUUCAGGUCGGGGACAGCCUGCGGGCCUCCACCAUCCGCAAGGUGCAGACGGAGUCGGCCACGGGCAGCGUGGGCAGCAACCGGGUGCGCACCACCCUGACGCUGUGCGUGGAGACCAUCGACUUCGACUCGCAGGCGUGCCAGCUGCGCGUCAAAGGCACCAACAUCCAGGAGAACGAGUACGUCAAGAUGGGCGCCUACCACACCAUCGAGCUGGAGCCCAACCGCCAGUUCACGCUGGCCAAGAAGCAGUGGGACAGCGUGGUCCUCGACAGGAUCGAGCAGGCCUGCGACCCGGCCUGGAGCGCCGACGUGGCGGCCGUGGUGAUGCAGGAAGGGCUGGCGCACGUCUGCCUGGUGACGCCCAGCAUGACCCUGACUCGGGCCAAGGUGGAGGUGAACAUCCCUCGGAAGCGGAAGGGCAGCUGCGCGCAGCACGACCGGGCGCUGGAGAGGUUCUACGAGCAGGUGGCGCAGGCCAUCCAGCGCCACAUCAACUUCGACGUGGUCAAGUGCGUGCUGGUGGCCAGCCCGGGCUUCGUGAGGGAGCAGUUCUGCGAUUACAUGUUCCAGCAGGCUGUGAAGACGGACAACAAGCUGUUGCUGGAGAACCGCUCCAAGUUUUUGCAGGUAAAGCUCAAGGCAGCGUGCUCCGUUUAAGUUCAAGGGAGGGGUGAUCGUUAUUUGAUAGUGGAAUGGAUUAUAUAUAUAUAUAUGUUGGCAGGUGUGCAAACGUGGUUUGCCAGAGCAUGCAAAAUAUCAGCACGUGUCUACAUAGAACUAGGUGACUACAUCUAAGACAUCCACACACACACAAAAUGUUCACAGUACAUUAACGGCUGUACUAUAAUGUUCACUUGUAUUAAGUAAUGGUAAUAAUAUUAAUAAUAAUAAUUUUUAUUUAUACCCCGCCCAUCUGGCUGAGUUUCCCCAGCCACUCUGGGCGGCUCCCAAUCAAGUGUUAAAAACAGUACAGCAUUAAAUAUUAAAAACUUCCCCAAACAGGGCUGCCUUCAGAUGUCUUUUAUAGAUAGGAUCCAAAUCCUUUCACAAAUGCUUAUUCAGCCAACUUGGGCAUCCCAAAUUCAAUGCUGUGGGUUGGAUGUAGAUGCAGGCCUUAUCUGUGAGUAAGUACCAUUGAUUUAAUGGGGCUCUCUUCUGAACAGACAUGCAUUGGAUUGGGCAAUUAGAUUUAAAGUAGACCUGUCAAGAUAAAUGGGAUAAGGUCCUUUGAAACGGGACGCAGGUGGCGCUGUGGGUAAAACCUCAGCGCCUGGGACUUGCCAAUUGCAUGGUCGGCGGUUCGAAUCCCUGCGGCGGGGUGCGCUCCCGUCGUUAGGUCCCAGCGCCUGCCAACCUAGCAGUUCGAAAGCACCCCCGGGUGCAAGUAGAUAAAUAGAGACCGCUUACCAGCAGGAAGGUAAAUGGCGUUCCGUGUGCUGCGCUGGCUCGCCAGAUGCAGCUUGUCACGCUGGCCACGUGACCUGGAAGUGUCUGCGGACAGCGCUGGCUCCCGGCCUCUAGAGUGAGAUGAGCGCACAACCCUAGAGUCUGUCAAGACUGGCCCAUACGGGCAGGGGUACCUUUACCUUUAAGGUCCUUUGAAGGCUUGCUUCCCAUCCAGUUGGGAUAAGUAUCUGUAAGACUGAUGCUUUGAAUCCCAUCCUCUAAAGGCUUCAGCCCUAAGCAUGGUUACUUUUAGGUAAGUUGACUGGCUGUUGUGGAACUUAUUUAUGAAAAAAGCAUGUUUAAUCGGCUGAUAUACAUCAGUUGCAGAUGCCAGUCUAAUACAAUCUCACCUUGUUACUUUGGUUGCAGUCCUGUGUCCCUUUACCUGGGGAUAAGCACCAUUGACCUUACUGAGACUUACUUUCUCAGUUGACAUGUGUAAGAUUGCACUGAUAAUCACUUCUCCAGACCUUUCCCUUUUUUGAUGCCAGUUCCCUUGGAACUUGUAUUUAGUGUACAUUGAUUGAAAGAACCAGAAAAUCAGUUUGUGCCUAAAGCCCUGUCAUGAAUGAUGGAAGGAGACCCCUCUUCAAUAUUUAUUUGAUACAUAAAUCUGUAAUAUUUAUGCAUGCUAAUAUAAGUUGCAUUGCAUUAUUAGAUUGCUCAGAUUUAUUAAUUUCUGCUAUGCAGUAUUGUACUUUGUAAACUUAGUAUCUUUGAAACUAUAUGCACUGUCCUCUGGACAAUGUACUUGUAUGCAUACAUGACAGAGCUGAAACUUUUGGUAUAAGAAGUAAUAAGUUUAAAACAGCUUUAAAGCAUGGCUGAAUAAAUACUGCUCAACGAAAAGAACAAAAUCUGGUGGGUUGUGUGUAAAUCCAUCAGAAGUAUUAUUUAACUUUACUUCUAACUGCAUGUAGCUUAUGGAAAGAAGAGGUGCAAGCAUGCUGCAAAUGCCAAUGAAACCUUCCCAAAAUUUAAGAUUCUUUAACUAUAUAUGUGAAAGGAGAGUGGCAGUAUUAAAUACCAGUUUUUUAUUCUAUAUUUUAAAAAUGCCUGCAUGAACAUGAAACGUUUGAGCUUUUUCAGGCAAAUUCUCAUGCUAAUGAAACUCUGUCCUAUUGUGCUACUUGCACUUAAUAUUGAGGAUGUGAUUAAGAACUCUUCCUAGCGGGCCAUAAAGUUUGUGAAGUAGUGUAUGAUUCUACAUAUGUUUACACAAAAGUUAUCCUGAGUUAAAUUAGACUUAAAACUAGUAAGCAUGCUUAACAUGGCAGUCCUUCUGAUGGUUGUAAAAAGUGAAAUGCUCUGCAACAGUGUUGGAGAACCUGCCACCUUCCAGAUGUUGUUGAACUACUGUAGGCCCAGCCAGCAUUGCCAGUGGUCAGCUUGUGAUGGAAGGUGUAGUCCGGCAACAUCUGAAGGGCCAUGCAUUCUCAACCCUUACUCUGUGGUAUGUGCGUGACUGAAAUUUGUUCAAAAAACCUUAUUUGUAGGAGGAAGUCACCAGUAGCACUGUUGUUUUUAACGCAUCUAGCAAAACUAGUUACAAAUGGUAGGAUGUAAUAUCACAACUUUCCAGUAACCGAACAUAAAAACUUCCUUGAAUGAUGUAAAUAGUUAUCAUUAUCGUCAGUCAUCAUGUCUCACCACAACAGACAAUUCUGUAACUCUAGGGGCUUUUGCACUUGAGAAUCUUUACCUGACGUGAAAACAACUCAAAUUUAAGGAAUUCAGUUUUCAAGAGAAAUAAAAGUCAUUAUCGAAGUUGUUUCUUUUCUUUCUUUGUUCUAGGUACACUCUUCCUCUGGACAUAAAUAUGCAUUAAAAGAAGCUCUGUGUGACCCAGCUGUGACUAGUCGACUUGCUGAUACUAAAGCAGCUGGUGAAGUCAAAGCCUUAGAUGAUUUCUACAAGAUGCUACAACAUGAGCCUGACCGGGCUUUUUAUGGUCUCAAGCAUGUGGAAAAAGCCAAUGAAGCCAUGGCUAUUGAUACCUUAUUGAUCAGUGAUGAACUUUUUAGGCAUCAGGAUGUGGCUGCACGCAGUCGUUAUGUCCGGCUAGUUGAUAGUGUGCGUGACAACAUGGGCACUGUUCGCAUCUUCUCCAGUCUUCAUGUGUCUGGGGAACAGCUUGGACAACUAACAGGUGUGGCUGCCAUUCUGCGUUUUCCUGUUGCUGAGCUCUCUGAUCAGGAAGAAGAUUCCAGUUCUGAAGAAGAUUGAUGAUGGUGUACUCAUUCACCCUUCUCAUGUAAUGACUGCUUCAGCAGGGAAGGGGGUGUCUUUGUCCCAAAUAUUUUAUGCUUCUGUACCAUGCCUUACCGAAAAGAAAAAACAAUGGGAACACUAUUUUUUUAAGUGACUGGUAAGGUGAGCAUUUAGUGUGCUGCUCUAGAAUAUUGCAUAUUUAUACAUUUUCCUUGUGUGAGUGGUAAUGAUUAUGAUAGUUCUCUCUUAGCAAAACUGAACUGACAUAACUAAUUGGAAAACAUUGCUGGUGCUUUGUGGAACAUGUGGAAAACCAAUAAACUGAAACCAUGAAAGAAGAUAAUGUUUUGCUUAAGUAUUUUCUGUGUUUUGCACACAAACAAAAGUUUCUCUCCCCUCCCCCCUGUUAUCAUGGGAACUUGUUUAAAUGCUAGAAUGUUAUAACUGAUUAUAUUUGAAGUGUUUAUUAAGUUGAGAUGGUGUGACAUACUGUAAGUGUAAUUGUGUUUUAUUCAUAAUUUGUGUGUCUGAAAGAUUGUGGCUGAUUUUGCACAAUCCUUUCAACUUACCACUAAGAUGGGCACAAGCUACAGGCACUCACAUGUAGCUGUUUUAUUCCUUUCUUCACAUGAGUGGCAAAACAAAGGUUAAUGGCUUCCAGACAAGCCAGUAUACAAAACCACAAUUUAAAAUUGUUUGGAAGCCAUUAAUUAUAGAUUAAAGUACAGUGGUGCCCCGCAAGACGAAAAACUCGCUAGACGAAAGAGUGUUCCGUUUUUUGAGUCGUUCCGCAAGACGAAUUUCCCUAUGGGCUUGCUUCGCAAGACGAAACGUCUUGCGAGUUCUUGCGAGUUUGUUUCCUUUUUCUUAAAGCCGCUAAGCCGCUAAUAGCCUUGCUUCGCAAGACGAAAAAACCGCAAGACGAAGAGACUCGCGGAACGGAUUAAUUUCGUCUUGCGAGGCACCACUGUAACAGGAAGGCAUGGGUAACUGGAUUCCAGUCUUGUUUCCUAACUUACAUGAACAGAGAAGUGAAGUGGGAGCAAAGGGGCUGGAUAUGGGUGCAUGAUGCUUGAGUAUACAUUGCUUAUUAAGUCGUGCCAACACAACCAUUGAUUUACUCUGUUGUUGAAUUGAGAAUUUUAGUUGCAACAAAUAACCAUUUUUAAAAAUGAAAAGCAAAACUAAUAUUUGAUUUAUUAAAAAAAGGAUUUUAAGCAGAACUCCAUGGAUACUGUUAAGGCAAAAGGUGGGUCAUGUGUGGCCUACCCGUAUUUUAUUAAAUACUGUUAUUGCUGGGUUAAUCAUAACAAUGGCACAUUUCUCAUGGCCCCCUAGAUCAUAAAAGGCAGUUUUCAUAGAAUAGUAUAAUCACUAAAAAGCUAAAACAUGUGUUUUAAUAAAACGUUGGCAACAAACUUAUUUUGUGAGGAUUUUACUAGUCUUGCUCAUGUGUCCUAUUAGUUUAUUUUAUUAAGAAGUAAGCACAGAUUCAAUAAGUGAACAGCUAAACAAAAUCAGUGGAAGAAUGAGCUGGGAGGUGGUUGGGUUGGGGCAGGGGUCUGCAACCUUUAAGACAAAAAGAGCCACUUGGACCCGUUUCCGAAGAAAAAAAACCUGGGAGCCGCAAAACCAUUGUGACAUUUAAAACAAAUAUAUCUCCGGAGCCACGAUCUGACAGCGGGCGGGAAGGUGACGUCGGGACGGUGCGUGACUAACGCACGCACCGCCCCCAUGCGACGUCACAGCCAGUACAGCGCCCGCCACAGUGGGGAGUGUCGGGGCGCACAAUGCGCCUCCUCCCCUUGCUAGUAUCCGCCCCGGAGCCGCAGCAAAGGUGUAAAAGAGCCACAUGCGGCUCCGGAGCCGCGGGUUGCAGACCCCUGGGUGGGGGAACCAAGUCUUUGUUCCCAGUGUGCAGUCUACUGAUCUAAGGCCUCAGUUCUAGGCACCUUUCUCUAAAGAUAAGUUCCAUUGAACUCUGUGGGCUUACUUGUAAGUCAACAUAUAUAAGAUUGGGUUGUUAUUCAGGAAUAUUUUCUCUUCCUUGUGGGAUUGGAUUCUGCAAUCCCAAAACUUAUCAUGUGUGUUUCUAAUCUUCUGGAUUUGGGAUUAUAGUCUCUUUACUUGAACUCUAAACCUAAGACCACCAGAGGAAUACUGAUAGCCAUUUCCCUCUCUAAACUUGGUUCAUUAAAAUAUUCCUACAGUAUUCAGUACUUUCAAGGACCAAUUAGUGUUUUUUAUGAGAGAUGAAAACUUUUACAACACACAGGUAGCCUCUUUGGACUAGAACAAUGUUUGCCUUGUGCUAGGUAAGUUUUCACCAACCUGGCACUUUCCAGAUGUUUGGGAUUACAACUUCCAUUAGCCCCAGCCAGCCUCAGUUUGGUAAAGCCUGGGCUAGACUAUAAAGAAGGAUGUUGCUGUGUCAGGUCCAUGAUAUAUGUAUUUUGUUGAUGUUUAGUCGCGUCCAAAUCUUUGUGACCCCAUGGACCAGAGCACGCCAGGCACUCCUGUCUUCCACUGCCUCCAACAGUUUGGUCAAACUCAUGCUGGUAGCUUCGAGAACACUAUCCAACCAUCUCUUCCUCUGUCGUCCCCUUCUCCUUGUACCCUCCAUAUUUCCCAACAUCAGGGUCUUUUCCAGGGAGUCUUCUCUUCUCAUGAGGAGGCCAAAGUAUUGGAGCCUCAGCUUCAGGAUCUGUCCUUCCAGUGAGCACUCAGGGCUGAUUUCCUUAAGAAUGGAUAGGUUUGAUCUUCUUGCAGUCCAUGGGACUCUCAAGAGUCUCCUCCAACACCAUAAUUCAAAAGCAUCAAUUCUUUGGCCAUCAGUCUUUAUGGUCCAGCUCUCACUUCCAUACAUAGUGAUGUAUGGGAAAACCAUAGCUUUAACUAUACGGACCUUUGUGAUAUUUGUAUUUAGCUAUAUUACAGUGGUGCCUCGCAAGACGAAAUUAAUUCGUUCCGCGAGUUUUGUCGUCUUGCGAUUUUUUCAUCUUGCGAAGCACAGUGUCGGGAAAGUUUUGGAAAAGCUUCAAAAAUCACCAAAGUCUUUAAAAACCUCAAAAAAGGCUACCACACCGCGUUCUAUGAGUUGCUCCUCAAAGUCAAGUCGCAACUGUAUUAACGGUGUUAAGAAAAAGGAAACAAACUUGCAAGACGUUUCCGUCUUGCGAAGCAAGCCCAUAGGGAAAAUCGUCUUGCGAAGCAGCUCAAAAAACAAAAAACCCUUUCGUCUAGCGAGUUUUUCGUCUUGCGAGGCAUUCGUCUUGCGGGGCACCACUGUAUUUACAUUACUUAGCAAUUACUGAGGUCUUAAGUUAGUCAUGACUACUGAUUUCAGUGGGCCUACUCUGAAUUCGACAUACUGUAGUUGAUUCCUGAAACUCGUGAAUGUUAUUGCAGUUAAUGAUCAAUUAAUAAGCAUAUUAGUAUUUUAAAUGAAAUAUCUGAAUGAAAGACCACAUGUAGGCUAUGCUAGUUGCAUUAACAUGACAAGAUGGUUGAGAUAUGGCUAGAAAGAAUAAAAACAGUAUGUAAUAUCUCUCCCUAACAUUUUGUACCAAACAGGUAUUUGUUAAAUAUUCCCAAAUCUUUUUUAUUUGGAUUUUUGGGGAAAUAGCAUUGGGUUAAGAAAAAGUCUAACUUAACAAGGCUGCUUUUUGUGGCCCUUUUAAUAAUUAAUUUAAUAACCUGUCAUUGAGGAACUCCUUAAUGAAUCUACACUCUGGUACAUUUAUUCUUUGAUGUAUUCCGUAUUUAUUAAAACGUAUUUGCUGCAAGUAGUUGGUUCUGUGGAAGGUGAUGUAGGCCACAAUCCAAUGCACACAGGUCUCCAUGGAAGGAACCUUUGCAUGGCUUAAAUUUAUGAUUGAUUUUUAUUUAUUUAUUUAUUUAUUUUGCAAAAGCACUGUUAGAUAACUGCCCUUAACCUCCACUUUACCUCUUUGAUAGUUAUCCAUUUAUUGUUGAGGCGUAUACUUGUAUCAGUUUCUCAAAACAGUUUUUCAGAUAGUUCCUUCCCUUAUUUAUUGCACUUGACCACCUUGCUUUUAAGGAGCUCAAGACAAUGUCUCAUAAUUUUUCUCUGCUCCUCCCAACCUUUAUAUACCUUUAACAGCUCUGUCAUACAGCGUCCAUCACCUUCAUUCCUUCCAUCAUCCUAGACUAUUGACCAUCCUGGUUGGACCUGAUAGGAGUUUUGGUCCAAAACAUUUGGAGGGCCACAGGUUGGGGAAGGCUGGUAUAGGUCAAGAGACUGGUGAAUAUUCAGCUAACUUCAUUGCAGAAAAGCUUUAUUCACUGGCGUAUACUGUUAUUUGCAGUUCUCACUGCUUACCAAUGCUAUGUUAAACUGAUAAAUGUACUAAAUCAAGACUUUGUAUCUUUUCCCAAGCUGAGAAAACUGGGAGACUUUUUUGUGGGGGCCAAUAGAGCUCAAGAAAAUGAAACUCAAUUAACUGUAUACCAAGGCCAGUAUGACCUAGUCAUCUGCAAGAUCCUUAGCUCUGUUUUGCUCUCGUAGACAGUUGUCUACUUUUUUACAAACAGCAUUCUAAUUCUUUUGUAUAGUUUACUGGAAAUUCUCCAGAAUCUUAGUUUAUUAUUCUGCAAAGGUUAAAGAUUAAGGCAGAGAAGCUCAAACAAAAGUUCUUUUAUGGUCUGUAGGGGGGGGAAUUGGCAGAUUUGAAUUCUGAGCUGGAAAACUGAAAGAUUUGUAUAAGGUUUUAUCUGAAAUACUGGUGUUUAGUCACAAAUGAAAUUAAUUGCCAUAUGAAUUUCAGUUGCAGCAUUUUGAGAGAGUGGGUGUGGCGUUUGCCCUCCUAGGUGUGUGACAUCAUACUGGGUUCAUAAGGAAAGGGUUAACUUAUUGUAAAAUGACUAACCAAUGGGAACCCCAGGGGGCAGAGUUAACAGCGUAUAAGGUUUAAGCACAGAGGGUUUUUGGAGGAGUUAGAGUUAGGGUGGUAGAGAAGACAGUCUGGAGUUAGAAGAGACAGAAGAUAAGUCUGUGGGUUGAGCUAGUCUGGUGUGAACAAGUGAGAGAAUUUGUUAAGAGGAGUCAGACAGUUGAGAUAAUCAGUUGGAAGGUAUUGGGAAGGUAUAGGCCGGUAAAGAAACUAAAGUUAAGAUACUGACAGGAAUAUUAUCUGAGAAACCGUAAAUUUGUUAAUGUUUGUAAAAUAAACUUGGCUUUUUGGUUCGCUUUUAACAACUGACUGGACUCAGUGUUUUACUCGAGAGUAACUGGUUGGUGGCAGCAGGGAAGCGAGCACAGUGGUGGCACAGGGAUCAAUAGACCGUUAAACGUCCAGGGACCCUGUGUGAUCGCCACAGUGGGGGUUACAAGAGCUCUGAAAAAUGCACAUAUUCUGUAUGUGAUGUACAUUUUUCUGGAGGAAAGCUGGGGUUAGAGUAAUAUUUGACAACCCAGAAAUGCUUACUGUUGCAUUAUUAUUGCAUGUUGAGCAUCCCCCGCCCCCCGGGAACUGCAGUGUGCUGUGAAGUUGAUUGUAUCAGUGGUGCAGUUAAGGACUGGAGGAAGUCAACGAAAGAAUUAAUGGUUUCAGUGUUUAGGAGAUGUCUGGAUGCCAGGUGUAACAGUGGAGGAGUAGAUUUAGUGUACAAGAGAAGGCCAGAGUUCAGUUGUACAAUAUCUGCUCCACAUGCAUAAAGUCCCAGGUUCAAUCCCUAGGAUUUCCAGGUAGGGCUAGGAAUGUCCUGUUUGCAUUGAGCUAGUGCAAACAAACACUGUUAGAUGGACCAAUUCAUUUCUGUUGCUAAAAAAUAAAAAUCCUGCAGAUGUCCCUGGGUGGACACACUGUUGCUCAGCUGACAAUUGCAGACAGCCCUAUCUUUUAUCCCUGGGAACAAUAGUUUUUCAGUAUGAAGCAGGAAAUUGCCUAGCGAGGCAUGGAGAUAGAUUCCUCCCCCCUUUUUAUAUCAUUGUCUUUGCUUUGCCCUUCAGGUUCCUCAAAUCCAUUGCCUCCUCUCACCCUUUUGACAGUUCCCCAUGUGGUGUCUCAACAUCUGAUGCCAUUAAGUUCUUAUGCAGCUGUUUUGGGAGCUCUACCGCAAGGGGAUUUCUUCCAAUAUAUAUGUGUGUAUUUCUGAACACCUUAAGAAUACCCCAAAUUUGCCGAUGCUUCCCUCUUGUUUUGGCUGCAUAAGCAUUGGUGCAUGAGGAAAAUUAGUUGGCAAUAAUAUAUAAGUAACAACAAGAGACUUCACUUUUUCAGUGGCUUUUUCUCUCUAAUGACAAUAGUUUUCUUUGCAUUCAGGUUUUUACUUCUACAGCCUUCUAGCGGGCUGCCACCUGAAAGUAUUUUGUUAGAGAAUACGGUAAAUAACAUAGCAGUGUGAUUCAUUUUCCUUUUAUUUAUUGGUCAAAAGAGCAGAGCCAACAAAACGUCUGUUCCUCUCUCCUUUACUGACAAUAACUUUUAAAACUACUUUUUUGCUAUUUUCUGGGGAUCAUAAGAGCACUAAUGGAAACAACGAGACUUUUACAAGCAAUAAUUCUGUUCUUUUUAUCGACUUCAACUACUGCAAAAGGCACUGGAAAGCUUGAUCAUGGCCUCAUAAAAUGCAUUGUGAAUCCUAGCAUCACUUAAUUAUCAACAACUUUUUAUGAGAUGCACUCUUCUUCUCCAGAAAACAUAACCUACAAGAAACACCUUCAUUACAAGUUAAAAGUAAAGGGAGGAGCAAAAUAAACGUGAUCAUACUCCUUUUGCAUCUCUUCUUCAUUUUAUUUUGGCUUACAUAAGACGGGGCCCUUUGACUCUUAGCCUUUACUUGGAGAUCCUGUAGUCCUCUAGAAGUUUUGCACUACAACCCCAGAGAACCAGUGUGGUAUAGUGGUUAAGAGCGAUAGACUCGUAAUAUGGUGAACCGGGUUUGCGUCUCCACUCCUCCACAUGCAGCUGCUGGGUGACCUUGGGCCAGUCACACUUCUCUGAAGUGCUUCAGCCUGACUCACCUCACAGAGUGUUUGUUGUGGGGAAGGAAGGGGAAGGAGAAUGUUAGCUGUUUUGAGACUCCUUCUGGUAGUGAUAAAGCGGGAUAUCAAAUCCAAACUCUUCUUCUUUAAUCAGCAAGGCCAUCAUUUGAAGAUUGUAAGAGUUGCCGUGCAAAACAUCUGGAGGGCACCAGGUUGAGGAAGGUAGCCACUGAAGAACAGAGUCUGUUGUUAAGAUAAAACACCAUGUUAGGCAGUGUGGUCUUACUUUGUUCCACUUGGAUCAAUCCUUGGAAACCUAUGAUGCUGAGAUUCUCCCAUCAAGCCCCUCCCCGCCCCAGCCUCAUGCUGUUUUCCCACUGGGUAAAUGAAGCACUGGGCUUUGGGAAAGGGAUGUAAGGGCUCUGACAGUCCUAAAGUCCUUCAUCUUCCUUUCCAAAGCCUAGUUAGUGCUUUCCCAGCUUUGAGAGGGAGGUAGAAAAGUUAUAGGACUCAGACAUGAGCCUCACGCCUUCCCAAAACCCAGUGCCCUCACUUAGCCAGCUUUGGGAAGACAGCAUGAAGGUUGGUGCGGACACCAAAUUUUGGACUCGCUUCCCCCCUUCCGACACGACAAGGCAGUGUGCAGCCCACAGGUUCCAUGUUGAAAUACUCUUGCGGCCCACUUGGUAUGCAAUAUUGGACCACCCUGGUCUAGCCACUCGAUAAAACUGGCCAUAGGCUGUCAGAAAGGCAGAGUAAUCACAUUUGCACAUACACCAUGUGUCAUCUGGUUCCAUAUCCUGCUCUCAUAGUGGCCAGCUGUGACUACGAUGACUGUGGGAAGCCGCCAAGCAGGACAUGAGCACAACAGCCCCCUCUCUGCUUGUAAUUCCCAGGAACUGGUUUUCAGACAUUGACCCCAACAGUGGAGUCACGGUGAUUCAUAUUCUUUCCCCUACAUUUUCCUUUCCUUUUACACAGUGCUGCUGCAUCUUGUUCUGUCGUUCAAUGUUGAUGUGAAAGAUACAAUGACCUUCAGUGGCCCAGUGGAAGAUAUGUUUGGAUACACUGUUCAACAGUUUGAAAAUGAAGAAGGAAAAUGGUAAGUUUUGGUUUUUUGGGAUUCUUCCCCUGCCAGAAAAACAUACACACACAUACAUAAACAUAAACCUUUCUCACCUAUGUUUUACUCUGGGAACUUAGCUCUGCAUAUUAUUUGUUCUGUGCAACUGAUCACAUUUAUUUUAUUUUAUUUAACCUAUUUAUACACUGUUCUUCAUCUGAGCAAAACCAGAGCUGUUAACAGUAUGUAAACGUAAAACAACAGCCCCACACAUAUUAAAAUAUUUAAAGCCACAUUAAAAUUACUUCCAUUGUGACACAAUAUAUAUAUAGGAAGCUAAGGAGUUGCAGUCCAGAAAUAUCUUCAAGACCACGGACUCCCUGUUCCUGCUUUAUAGGGAACCACAGUAAAAUUACCUGCUAUAUUGAAAAGAUGACAGGCUCUUUUUUUGUUUUUUCAGGGUGCUUAUUGGUUCUCCUUUAGCUGGCCAACCUCAGAAGAAAACAGGUGAUGUUUAUAAAUGCCCUGUGGGACAGGGCCAUGGUUUGCCAUGUGUAAAACUAAACUUACCAGGUAAGAAUGUAAGUGGCUGGCAGAAAUUUGGAGUAGAUCCAACAUAGGAAUGUUUAAGACCUUGUCUGUAUUUUCUUUGUAAUUCUCUGCAUCAUCGCAGGGUUGCGUCACGUAUGGCAUUCUUCCUCGAUCUAUAUUUAUCCAUGGAAAAUAUUCUCAUGUGCAUCACUACAUGUAAAAUAUGAUGUGAAUGUUUCUUCUCUCAUGCAGGCCCAUGUUUGUUUUUAAGGCCAGUUUGCACCUUGUAAUUUUCCCAUAUGCAUGCAGAUUAUCUGACGUUGUGAAAAAGUACAAAGCAAGGCAGUAUUGGGACGAACCAGAGCAAUUUGUGGAAUGGGGUAGCUUGGGGAUAAAUGCAGCUGAGAUCACAGAGGAACAUCUCCAUGAUGCUGCAGUCUUAAAACUAAUGCGCCUCCUUACAGUCAAGCACCUGAAUGCAAUAGUGUGGAGAAAAAUAAGCAGGCCUUGAACUAGUCUCUAUGAGAUACACACAAUAUAAACAAGAUAUUUUGUGGUUCGUGCAUUUUGCUCUCCCUUUGUUAGAUCCCUCCUUUUGUUACUGUAAACAACAUGCUAAACCUUGGCUUAAUACUGCUGAAACAAGCCUGAGCAAAGCUUUGGGCUUGUGUGUUCCCCUUACAUCUCGCGGGCAGCUGGGAGAAGCACUUUGGCAAAGUUUAGUUUCAGUUUUUGCAGAAUCCUGAUGAAGUUCAGUGAAAACAGAACAGUGAAAGUUCUCGCUUAAUACUAACGGGCAGGGAGUUCCAGAGCAUAGGUGACACCAUACUAAAAGAUUGAUUCCCUGCAAGUGCAGAAAGAAUAUUAUAUGGAAGUUGUAAAAGUGCCACUUCAACAUAUCAGUUCAGUCCAGUGGGUACGUAUGAUGUAAGGCAAUCUUUUAAGUAAACUAGUCCUAAGCUGUUAAGGGAUUUAUAUACAAAUAGUAACACCUUGCUUUUGGCCUGGUAACAAAUCAGCAGUCAAUGCAGAUCUUUGCAUAGAAGUGUAAUAUGCUCUGUGUCCUGUUGACAGUCCUGCUGCACCAUUCUGUACUAACUGCUUUGGCUGCUCUCUGCCUUUCUUCCAGAGUGUGAAAAACGUUUAGCUAUCAGGCAGGCCUCUUAGUUUUCAAAUCAUGCAUUAAAUUGCUGCCUGUUUCUUUUCUGGAACAUUUGCAAAGCUGUUGACAGUCCUGACUUCACAGGACUUUUAUGACUGCACAGUUAUACAUAAAAGCAGGAACAAGUGUUUUGGGGUUAUUUUUUAAAAAAAACUUUUUGACACCUUUAUACAUACCUGGCUCUAGAGUGAAAUCUGAAUCAGCUCUUAGAGAGGCUCAAGAGGCAGAUUGUUUACUAUGCUUUCAGACUGCUCCUGCCAAAGUGGCUGGUAUAGGGUGCCAAUCAACUAAUUCUUACCAAGUCCUACUCUUAAUUUUAAUGAUCAUGACUACGGUAAGUUUGGUUCAUUUCAAUGGGUCUACUUGAGUAUAAUGUCAUUGAGUCCAAGCCAUAUGACAGCCAGAUGGUUGCAUAAUAUAUGUGGGCUCAGCACAGGCUGGUCAUCUUAGAAAUAUGAAUUUAUUCUAUCCAGAGCUGAAAUCAAAGUUCUGGCUCUCCAGCCCAGAUUCCAUUAGCCUGGAGGCUGUUUUCUCCCGGAGAUAAUGUCAUUAGCACACCACCCUCUUCCGUGGAUUGAGAACAAAGACUCAUACAAAAUGGAUGCUCACAGAUUAACAUAUGCAUAGGGCUGAAAUUCAGUCUUUUUCAUGUGAUUUAAGUUAAACACCUUGUGUCAGAGCAGCAGAGAUACAUUAACAGUCAAUAAUUAACCUGUUAGGCGCUCUGAGAGAUUUUGUUUAGCUCAAUAGAUGUUUCCAUAUUAUCCCUCUAGCAGUACACAUACAGAGUUACAGUGGCACCUCUGGUUACAAACUUAAUUCGUUCUGGAGGUCUGUUCUUAACCUGAAACGGUUCUUAACCUGAGGUAUCACUUUAGCUAAUGGGGCUUCCCACUGUCGCCACGCCGCUGCUACGCGAUUUCUGUUCUCAUCCUGAGGUAAAGUUCGAAGUACUACGUCCGGGUUAGCGGAGUCUGUAACCUGAAGUGUUUGUAACCCAAGGUGUUUGUAACCCGAGGUACCACUGUAUUUUCCAUUUCAACGUACAAUUAAACAAUUUUACUUAAGUGUGUCCCUUCAUGUGUCAACUUACUAACAGGGGGACUGGUGUGAAUUCUAAUACAUUUCCUGUCCAAUAACUAUUUCACCUUUCUACCCAUUGAACUGUCACAAAUGCUGCUGAUCUUUUAAUAUCCUAUCAAAUAAUUUAGUAGUUUUACAAGAGAGGAGUUGGAAAGGUUUGAUUUGUUCUCAUUUGUAAUUUAUGUGAAUGCUUGUCUCCUGCUGUCACUGCAUUGCUGUUUUGACAUCCUCUUUGAAUAUCAAGAAAACUAUGUGAAGCAGUGUCCCAGACAAAGUUUCUGGGAUGAGGGCCAGGCCUUUGACUUGUUCAUCAGAAUCUGAAUCAAGAGGGAGGAGGAAGGGAAACAGAAAAAGACUGUGUUUUAUAUAUAAAAGGUUGGGUGUUUUAGUUUAGAGAAACUGCUACAUGAUUUAAUGUCUUGCUUGCACGUUUCCACAUAUUUUACAUUUCUGAUCUAUUUAUAGAUGACAUCUCCAUUCCUCACGUUGCGGAAGUAAAGGAGAACAUGACCCUUGGAGCAACUUUAGUGACUAACCCAAAUGGAGGAUUUCUGGUGAAUGAAUAAAGUAUUUUAAGGAAACAAGUGACCAGCAGCCUCAUACCCAGCAUUGCUUGGCAAUUCUGAGCGGGGGGAAAUCAGGGCAGUUUUGAAAUUAGGGCAGUUUUGAAAUGUUCAGUCUGCCAUAUUGAUUCAAAAUGGUGUCCAACUGUAUAGACGUAUAGAUGAAAAUCUACUCCUUGAUCUCAUGAACCUACAGACAAAACCUUGUUACAGUAUCUUAAGAAGUACCCAAAUGCACCACAACCAGAAAACUGCUUUCCAAAAUAUUUAGCAGAUGUGUUUAUAUAAUGGCUUGGACCAGCAGAGUCCUUCUAUUAAUGGAGGGAGUCAUCCAGCUUAAAGAAAUGUCCCUUCUCUUUGCAGCAUGGGCUUGGAUCCAAUAGAGUUUCUGCAAAAAAGUAUUGGAAAGAGGCAAUUUUCACCAAUACUCUCUUCCCCCUGCCCCCUUUGUCACCUCUGGGUGGUCCCCCAGCCCAGGGUUAACUGUGUGAUACAAAUUUGUUUCCUUGUGCAUAUUAAUGUUGGCACUAAGCUAGCCUAGCAGGUCUAUUGACUUCAGUGGGUCAGUCUUGAGUAUGAGUGAGGCAGAUACAACUCAAAGCAUGGAACAUCUGUUUCUUACAAGUUGACUUUUUAUAUAAUGUUGCUGGUUGUGUUUCCCUUAUAAAAAUCUGGUAGAGAUAAGAGGGUUCCAAGUUUUGUGUAUAUAUAUUUAAAAUUAAUUUUAUUUUCACAAAUUGUUAUGGGGAACAGAUCUGGUUCAUGGGUCGUCUAUUAGCCGGUCCAGCUGUAGUUAAGGUCAUCUCUGCCUGACAAUUACGUUUAUUUUAUGUUUUCAUAUACCACUUUUCAUCACCAGAAGAACUCAAAGUGGUUCACAUAAGGAUAUAUAAAUCAUAACACUGAAGCAACGACAUGAUCCUUAAUGUGGCAUCACACUGGUGUUGCCAUGUGUUUUAUGCUGCCAUUUUGUGAUAUCCCCAGACCUUGAAUUAUUAUGAAGUAAGCUGACUUGUUUAAACUGUAACCUUUUUCUCCUUUACUUAAGGCAUGUGGGCCUCUUUAUGCUUACAAAUGUGGGCGCUUACAUUACACCACUGGUAUCUGCUCCAAUGUCAGCUCCACUUUUGAGGUUGUAAACUCCAUCGCCCCAUCUGUACAAGGUAUGUAUAUGAGAGCGCUGCUCUUCUACGUGCUGAAAUUAUUGAGCACCGAGGGAGACAAACGUAUACACAGAAGCAUACCAAAAAGCAGAAACUAUUUUUCAAGGCCACCAGCAUUACCAAGUUAAGUAAAUGUUAUCAUUGUCUGUAUAUUACCUAACUGCUUGCUGCUUCUGGCUGCUGCUUAGCAUAAACAGAGUUUGGGAUGCUAUGUCAUGAGCAAAGAUCAGGCUAAAAAUAAUCUUUAUGUAGUCACAGCGAACGGAGUGCCUCUUUAGAUUAAGAAGACAAAUGCCCUCAUAAACUUGUUUUGUUGACUAUUGUUUGAUAUCUGGAGUGCGAGAGGUCCUGCUCAAGUUUAGAUCCCAGAAUAAAACUCCCUCGAAAACAAGGGGCAGUGACUAACUCACUUGUUCCAUCAGUUCAAAGAUUUCUGCUUGCGAAAUGGAACUUCCACUGCCUCUCCUACCCCCAUGUGUCCCCUAAAUCUUUUCUGGGGUUUCCCCCAGUCCCCUAGGGAAGAUUUGGGGAGGGUGCAGGAGCAAAAGGAGACAGUAAGUUCUGUUGCAGAAGUAGCAAUCCUUGUGCUUACAGAACAAAUUGGUUCUGGUGCAAUUGUGUGCAUUUGGGUGAUUGGAAGGUCGGCGGUUCGAAUCCCUGCAAUGGAGUGAGCUCCCGUUGCUCUAUCCCAACUCCUGCCAACCUAGCAGUUUGAAGGCACACCAGUGCAAAUAGAUAAAUAGGUACCGCUGUGGCAGGAAGGUAAACGGCAUUUCUGUGUGCUCUGAUUUCUGUCAAGGUGUUACGUUGUGCCAGAAGCAGUUUAGUCAUGCUGGCCACAUGACCCAGAAAGCUAUCUGUGGACAAACGCCGGCUCCCUCGGCCUGAAAGUGAGAUGAGUGCCGCAACCCCAUAAUCGCUCUUGACUGGACUUAACCGUCCAAGGGUCUUUUACCUUUACCUUAUCUACCAUUAGUAGUAGUACCCACCUUUUCCCUUGACAGUAGUCCAUAGAAAGACAUGUGAUUCUAUCUAGAAAGCUGGACUAGAUGGCAAAUACAUAUUUUCAGCUGCUAGAACUUACCCAUCAUGAAACAUCAUGGCUAUAUUUCAAAGGAAGCUUUUAUUUUAUUUUUUGUUCCUAAGAUUUAUACCCCACACUUUUGCCACCAGGUAGCAGGGCAACUUAUAAGAGAAAAAGUCCAGAAUAUAUAUAAUAAUGAUACAAUAAUAAUUCACAACACAGCAACAAUUUAAAACAGCAGUGGAAUGCAGCACAUAAAACCCAACAGAGCAUAAUAAACAUGUUAGUUCUCAACAGCUUCAAAUAAUUCAAAGGCCUGGGAAAAUGUCUGCGCCAGACACUGAAAUGGCAUCUUCACAAGGGGCCAGGCAAGCUUCCCUUGGGAAGGCAUUCCACAAGCUGCAGUAUUUUUGCAUAAAAUGGCCUGGCGCCUCCACUGCACUCUCAUUCUAUCUAUUUCUGAUGUUAGGCUGUGAGCGCCAUUGGUUAUGUUGCCAAAAGGGCACCCCAUGCACAAAAUAAGAUAUCAAGCAGGCUUGGGGGAACCCCAAACUUUGCAGAGAGACGUGAAACCUUUGAAAGAAAAUGCUAUGUGAGGAUUAGGAAUGCGGAAGAAAUUUGGAACCAAAACACAGCCAUCCUUCAAAAUUUGCAUUUGCCUGAAUUUUGAGGUGUGGUUCUCAAGCUAAGCAGCGUGUACAAAAAGGCAUAUAAUGGAACAAAAUGUCCAUGAAAACAAAUAUUUUAGUAAAAAAUAAAUAAAUACAAAAAUGCAUUAUUGUAGGGCAGGCAUCCCCAAACUCAGCCUUUCAGAUAUUUUGGAACUACAAUUCCCAUCAUCCCUGACCACUGGUCCUGUUAGCUAGGGAUGAUGGGAGUUGUAGUCCCAGAACAUCUGGAGGGCCGAGUUUGGGGGUGCCUGUUGUGGGGGAACUGCUUUUGAAAAAUGUGCUGGGCAAAACAGGAUGCAGACAUUUAUAUUUUAGGAGAAAUUCCCAGUAAAAUGCUGGUGAAUUUUCUUGGAAACAAGAGGAAAAAAAUCAGGAACUGAUGUGGAACACUGAACGUUAGAUUGGGGAAAAAUGAGAAAAUGAGAGAAACAAAAAUUGACAGUUCCAUCCAUUCCUAGCGAGGACCCAAAAGAAUCUCUUUAGGAGUGGGCAUACUCAGUGGCCAUGGAACUCUGACUGAAUGUUGGAGGUGGAGGAAUUUACAGGUGGCACUAGAUUGGAGUGGCUGGAAUCCUAAACAAUGGUACUUCAUCCUGCAACAGUACAUUUCAGAUCCCACUCAUAUAAACCCUACACUACUAGAGAGGUUUUUAGGUUUCUCCUGGACUUUUCCAGUGUGUGACUUGACUGGUCUGCAAGGCAAGAUGUUCAACACAUUGCCAACCUGUCCUACUGUUAUUUUGAUAGCAUUCCAUUAUUUAUAUUGAUUCCCAGAGGUAGAUCCCAUUGAAGAAAUGCACUGCCUUGCUUUCAGAAUUACUUUAUGAUCCGUUUCCCAGAGAGCAUGCUGUGGGAACAUAUGGUUUUGCUUCUCCUUUCUCUGAAUUCUUCUUCUUGCUCCCUGGCUGAGGACAAUUAUAAAUAAUGCCAGACUAACCAUAUUUCUUUGGUUUUGUCUGAGUCAUCACUGAGGAAGCCAGAACAGUUGUUUUCUUGACUUCGGGCCACUUUGAAUGUUGCAUACCUCGCACCCCCCUGACAUAUGUGACCCAUCCCAGACAUUUUUGCACAUGUCAAAGUACGUGAGAGCCAGGAAAUGCUGGAUGCUAUUAGUUGCUGCAAUUCCUGUGAUCUUGGAGGCAUCAUUUCUAUUGGAAAUCACAGAAAUUUCAGCCAGCCAGUAACAGCAACUUGGAUCACGUGCUUUAUUUAUGUGCAUAAUCACAUGCUCUGGGAUAGCCAGCAACUGAGGAACUUGUGGCAAGUGUAAAACAUCUGAACUAUCUAUUGAGGAUGAUCACUAGUGUAAAAUGCCCUUUCUGAAACAACUGGGAGCUAGAAUCCUUGCUGAUCUACUGCCAAAACAGUCAGAUACCAACAUCACCUUUGCAGUUUUGUGUUCGUCUUGGUUCCCACCCCCCAAAAAAUGUAUGUGUUUUUAUGCAAACAUUCCCUAGUAUACGCAUUUGUGAGCACAUUAUUUGGCUGCAAAAUAGCAUCACAAAAUUUGGGGAAGUGUGAAUUUCAAAGGGUAGCUGUGCUUCAGUUCAAAUAUUGAACUGGGUAGUUUCUCAUUUGGAAUGCCAAUGAAAUCCUGAGCUGUAAUGCAUUAGGGAUAAGGCCAGCUGUUCCCUCUGCCUGCAACACGGUUCUAGUAGCACAAGGAAAAAGGCACUAGUGUGCCACUGCCAAAGUGUCUGGGUUCACACUUCCACUGCCUUAGAUACAUCCCAACAGAAGUAUCUUCUUCUAUGUACGACUACUGUAAUAAAUUUACUGUUCCUUCUUAAACGCCACCCUGAGCUGUAUGUCCACUAUCUGGUUGGCAAGCAUGCAUGUGACAAUUAUUGCACACAGUGACAUGCAUCGGAAUAUAAUCUAUCAGGGAAAUUGGAUAUUAACUUUUCUACUCAACUUUGUCAUCCUAAUGCUCUUGCCCAGCAACCAAGCUUCCCAGGCUGCUCUAGGCACUGACUUUAAAGGUCAACAACUGAGGAUCUUCUUCUUCAUUAGCUCUGGGAUGGGAAACCUGUGACCUUCCAGAUGUUUUUGGAUGCCAACUCCCAUCAGCCCCAGUUAGCACAGCCAGUACCCAGGGGUGAUGGAAGUUGAAGCCUAAUAAGACCUGGAAGGCCACAGGUUUCCUCCCUAUACUCCUGCUUUCAGAGUUCCCAUCUAGAAUCUCAGCAAGUCUCAGUUGUAGAAAUUAGCUCCAGAGGAAGAAAUGUCAAUGGGAUGCAGAAGAAGAGGUAUAAGUAACACCAUCAAGACCGAACAAUUAAAUGUUGCAGCCUGUGAUAUCAGCAUAUUUACCUAAAAGUAAUUUCCCCUGAAAGUAAAGGGGAGGGGUCCUUGCAAGUAAAGUAUCGAGAGUGCCAGCUAAGAUUUAGUUUAGUUUUUUUAAAGGCAUUAUUAAUUUCCUCCUGAUGCAUUGGGGCACUUCUUUAAGAUCCAACAAUUCACAUUGCAGAAUGCAAGACCCAGCUGGACAUUGUUAUUGUUCUUGAUGGCUCCAACAGUAUUUACCCAUGGGAGAGUGUCACUGCUUUCUUGGACAGCCUGCUGAGAAAUAUGGACAUAGGCCCCAAAGAGACACAGGUAUGGUGAAAAACACGUUUUGUCUUCCAUUUUUGAUUAGGGAUGAAGGGAAAAGAGUAAGGCUGAAGUCCUGAAUCUACUUAGCUAGAAGUAAGUCUCAGUGAACUUGAUGUAGCUUACUUCUGAGUAUUUGUUAAAUUUCUAGCUAAAAAUGUGCAGCAUUACACUGUAAGCUAGAUAACCAAUGAUAUUUAUGUUCCAGGCAUAUAGGGUUGUAUCCAAUGAAGUCAUGUCAUUAGCGCAAGGACUUCUGCUUAAGCAACAGAACUUCCCCUCCCUCUCCUUCCAGCCCCCUCAAAUCUGUUUUGGGAGAGAAGAGGAGAGGGAGGGGAGUCCUUAUGAUAAUGCUAUUAAAAGUGUUGGUUAUGGCUGAAAAUAUCCUUCACCGACCUGAAGGACACUUUUCUCCAAUAUUUGGCAGCCUAUGUCCUACCUCAAUCUAAGGUACGUGGUGAGGACUUAGAAGAGGGCCUUUUCAGCGGCUACAUCCAGGGUCUGGAUCGCUUUUCCUAGAGAGGUUCAUCUAGCCCCUUUACUGAAUUUGUGUUGUUAUUUACAUGUUUAGCCACCUUUCUUUUAAAAAACAAAACCCAAAAAAAGGUCUCAACACAAAAUUUGAGUACAUGGAAACAAAGAUCUCAGUAAACACCAGAACAAAGGUUAUGUGUUGUGGUUCUCAAAUCUACUACUUUUUUGUUACUGGUUCACGCAAUCCUGAAUUCUAGUAUAACUGGUGGAGGAAGAAUCUUUGUAUCUAAUUUCUUUUCUGCAGUAAUAAUGUGAACUUGCUCCUUCUCAUCUCCUGCACCCCGGUCUUCAGCCUGCUUCCUUUUUCUUCUAGCUGUAACACAUUUGUAAAGGCAUGUCACACCUGAAACAGAAACCUCAUAGUGAAGGGUGGAGGUUGGAAUGACUGCAACUUGCGCCAGGAGUUUCAGAUUUGUAAUAAAAUAACUAUGAAGUGUCAUACUAACAUUUUAUUUUCGUAACUGUGGUUUUCAUAUUUCCUUCAGGUGAAACUCUAUAAUUGCAGUAAUAACUGUGGUAUCAUUAUUUUAAUUUUUGCAACCGUAAAACAUUUGUGCUUCCGUUGACGUUAUUCGGUUCAAAUGGCACCAGUGAGUGCCAGUAAACAAAGAUGUUUUUACUAAAAAGAGAUGGGUUAUAAAACUGAUUUGGAAGCACAUCUGCAAAGCCUAAACUAAAAAUGCAAACUGGCCCGGCUAUAAAAGAAUACGAUUAGAUAAAACCUGUAGAGGCCUUAUUGAUAUUCAAUCUGUCAAUGUUACAGGGCUUUUAAUAAUAGAUGAGGAACAGAUAAAUAUGCCAAAUCAAGGUGCAUUUUCACCCCACAACUGAGCAGUGUGUACUCAAAAUAUCAAAGGCAAACAUAAACUUGAAAUAUGCUAAUGGAACAUUGCACAGAUCACCUCUAGUCAAGAACCUCCCAUAACAUCAAAGCAAGUGGAGAUGAAGAAAGAGGUUAUUUUUCGGGGUGGGGAGAGAGUUGUUUAUCUUUCUUUUCUGUUUCAUCUUUCUUUUACAAGCGAAGUUGGGGGAAUUAAGGGACUUCGCGUACAGUGUGUGUUUGAUGAGCACGCACACGUGCAACUGUACUGCCAAAAGCGCAAGGGGUCAGCUGCCACCAGCAGUGACUUCCUGCCAUGUGUUCAUGUGAUGGAUAUGUAAGGAUUUGUUACAAGUAUGAUCCAUGCAAAUGUCCUACCCAGAACAGGUUUUCCAUUAGGAAGCUUUUGCCAAGUGUGAAUCAGUUUCCCCAUUUUAGAUGGCUUCUCUGUCUUGAGCAGAAAGCAAGAGGAACCCACUAUAAGCGCAUAGAUGUGGGCUCUGCACAAACCCAUUUGGGGCCCGAUCUGGUGCUCUGGAGUGGCCUUGAUUUGAAGGCCUUGCACUUCUUUAGUUGGGACCCUCCAAGUGUCCCUAUUUUCCAGGGACAUCCCUGUGGCGUUUGCCUCCUAGGUGGGUCAUAAGGAAAUGGUUAAAAUGAGUGUGAUGUGAUUGGCCAGUGAGAAUGCAAGGGGGGGGAGUAAAAGUUAGAGUGGGAGGUUUUGAAAGUCAGUUGAGGUUUGGGAGUUGAGAGUUGAGGUUUGGAAAUUGGAGAAGGAAGAGGGAGGAAUAGGCAGUGGGUUGGUCAAGUUGUAUUGUGAGAUAGUGAGAGGAAUUGUUAGGGGGAGUCAGAUAGAUAGUUGGAAUAAUCAGUUUGGAGUUGUUAGGAACUAAGAUUAAGAAACUGACAAGAGAAAAAUAAACUGAAACCAUACUCUUGUUCCUCUUGUUUAAAAAUAAACUUGAUUGUUUGUUAAUGUUAACAACUGUCUGGACUCCAUGUGUCCCCAUGAGAAGCGGGGUGGUGGCAGCGAAGAAAGCAAUCACAGUGGUGGCACAGGGUCAAUAGACCGUCAAACGUCUGGGGGCCCUGUGUGAUCGCCACAAUCCCUGAUUUAGAGAAGCCAUCCCGGUUUCUGAUUUGAUCCCAGAAUGUCCCACUUUUCCUUAGGAUGUCCCUAUUUUCAUUGGAGAAAUGUUGGAGGCUAUGGAGUUAUCCGAACCCUGAGCCUCCUGAAGGCAAUCCUGUAUAGGGAAGGUUUUUUAUGUUUAAUGUUUUACAGUGGUGCCCCGCAAGACGAAUGCCUCGCAAGACGGAAAACCCGCUAGACGAAAGGGUUUUCCGUUUUUGAGUUGCUUCACAGGGCGAAUUUCCCUAUGGGCUUGCUUCGCAAGACGAAAAUGUCUUGCGAGUCUUGAGGGUUUUUUUUCGCUUUCCCCCCCCUUUAUCUAAGCCGCUAAGCCUUUAAUAGCCUUUUAGCAGCUAAUCCUCUAAGCCGAUAAGCCUUUAAUAGCCGCUAAACCGCUAAUAGCGCUAAUCCACUAAGCCGCUAAUAGGGUUGCUUCGCAAGACGAAAAAACCGCUAGACGAAGACACUCGCGGAACGGAUUAAUUUCGUCUUGCGAGGCACCACUGUAUUAUGUUUUUAUAUAAGUUGGCUGGGCAAGCAGCCCAGUAAGAUGUGUGGGGUAUAAAUAUUAAAAUUAUCAUUACAGAUUCAAGAUGUUUAAAGCUAAAUUAGAAAGAAUGAAAGAUGUUAAGUGAUCAAGUUAAUUUUUUGAGAAAAUCGAUUUUGGAAAACUGUUAAAAUGAUAUAUAAUAAAAUUCAACCAAGACGAUUUGAGGAAGUCACUUAAUAAUGUUAACAAAAUUUAAACAGGAUGUAUGUAUGUAUGUAUGUAUGUAUGUAUGUAUGUUUGUCUGUUUGUUUGUUUUGAAUUUUUGGGAAAUCUAUAAAAAAAUGGAAAAAAAUUAUCAUUACGGAAUGGGACGUCCCUAUUUUCGUCAGAGAAAUGUUGGAGGGUAUUGGCAUAAAGCAUGCAGUUUGGAGGGCAGGAGAAGGAGAUGCAUGCAGGCUGCCACUGUGUGUCUCCUUCUCUCCCCCCCCCCAUUUGUCAGAGCAGGUGCCAAGAGUGGUUCUAUUGUGUUUUUGUAUAUUCUGUUGGGAGCCACCCAGAAUGGCUGGGGCAACCCAGGCAGAAGGGCGAGGUACCAAAAAAACACCAAAAAACUACUUCUACUUCUUCUUCUUCUUCUUCUUCUUCUUCUUCCUCCUCCAUCAUUGCAAUGCUUACUUUAGCAGACAUUAUGUGUUAUAGGUUGGGAUUGUUCAAUAUGGAGAAAAUGUCACCCAUGAAUUUAACCUCAACACAUAUACAACUACGGAAGAAGUGCUUGUUGCAGCAAAGAAAAUUGGUCAGCGGGGAGGACGCCAGACCAUGACAGCUCUUGGAAUUGAUACAGCAAGGUAAGUACUGCAUACAGUGCAAUAUUUAUCAAGGUUAAGAUGCAAUACGAGCCCCCAUGAGCUACCAUGCUGGUUUUUCAUAUGCUCGCCAAUUGUCACCAAUUUACAAGUUGGUUUUGUGCAAGUUGAUAUUUGUAAUGCGGUCCUGUGAUACUGGAAUUAACUUGGUCUAUCUGCCUUGAAAGUAGGGUUGCGGGAUCUGGAGGAGUGUGGUGAAAGGAAGGGGGAGGGAAAAUUCUGAUCCACAAGUGGAAGUACUUGCACCAACUUUGUUGGAUAUAACUCCAAGUUUGUUUACUUAUUUAGAACAUUUGUUUACUGUUCUUCAUAAUACAAAGUGGGUAAGGAAGGGUGACUUACCCAGUGAGCUUCAUGUUUCAGCAAGGAUUUUAACCCAAAUCAAACACCCCAACCUAAUGAUGGGGAGACUGUGACCUUCCAGAGGUUUCUAGACUACAACUCCCAUGAUCCCUGACAAGUGGUCAUGCUGGCUGGGGCUGAUGGAAGUUGGGAGUCCAGCUACACUAAAGGGUGACAGGUUAGUCAUCCCGGUUGCAGAGACUCUGUUCAGCCAAUAUAAUUCUCUUGGUUCUACAGAUGUAGUAUUAGGCUUUAAUAAAUGGUUACUUAUUGCAUGUCAUACUAGCUACUGUUGAUCCUGCUUAGUUUGGUACUUGCUGCUUAUAAUUGGUUACAGCCCUUAGCUGGGAGAAUGCCUGCAGCUGCUUUUCUCUUGUGCAUCGCUCUCUUUCUCUGACUUUUUUAGGAAAGAAGCUUUUACAGAAGCUCGUGGAGCACGCCCAGGGGUCCAGAAAGUCAUGGUAGUUGUGACAGAUGGAGAAUCUCACGACAACUAUCGAUUAAAGAAAGUGAUUGAAGAUUGCGAAAAAGAAAAUAUACAGAGAUUUUCAAUUGCUGUAAGUGGCACUUUCAGGAGCCUAAAGAUCCAUAGAAUUUUCUCCUUCCAUUCUCCUCAAGUUUAUCUGGAAACAUGCUACAUUAGCUGCAUGACCAUCUUUUCAGAAUAAUGGUGUAGCACUUUGCCUACAGCAUCUCAGUAAUUCAUACCACAUACAAGGUAGAUCUAUAUUAUUUUCUUCACUUUGCAGAUGAAGAGCUAAGUGAGGGAGGACUUUAUGUGCUUGUACAAACUGUGCACAUAAGUUUGAUUCUCUUUGUUUGGGUCUGAAUAGAGAUAAUGGCCAUGGAGAUCUGUUUGGCAAAGCUUAGCUCCUCUUUGGGAAAUGGAUAUGUUUAGCUUUGGGCUUCUCCCAGUUCCCACCAUAAUAAAUCCAUGUAGCACAUUUCUAUAAUAUAGAUCUUAUGGAUGAUUUCCAUAGGCAUCUGGUUGGCCACAGUGAGACAAGGAUGCUAGACUAGAUGGGCUGUUGGCCUGAUCCAUCAGGUUCUUCUUAUGUUACAUGGCCAGCUCCCCUUGUACAAUCACAUAUUUGGCACCCACAAAGCUUUUCCUUGCUGGGGUCUAUUGUUUCUCAAAAUUACAAUGGCCAGUGAUGGUACAAUGGUACAAUACGGUUGGCUUUGCAACCUUGGACAGUGCUCUCUAGAUCAUGGUCAACAUCAACAGAUGACAUAGCCAGGCAUCUGCCAAGGACACACAUCCCAGCAGAAGGUUCAGUAAUGGGAGCCUCCCAGACUUUCUCCAUCAUGCAACCUGAUUGCUGAUCUCCACAGGCCAGGUCCAGACUUGAGUGGUGUUUCUGUCUGGGCUGGUCACAGCAGGGCAAUUUAUAUAGUUAUAUAACAUCCAUGGCUAAGCGAUCUCCCAAGGCAAUGGUUCCUGUAUUUGCUUCUUCAGUUUUCCAUGUGGUACCACUUGUGAGCUACAGGAAUGUCUUUUUGAACCUUGCAACACUAGCAUGUCUUUUUGGAAAUGCCAUAGAUUCUUGGCCACUACAACAGAGGCAACCUAAGCACUGAAAAAUUGGUUGAGGAAAUAAAAUCGAUUGCAAGUGAGCCAACAGAAAAGCAUUUCUUCAAUGUCUCGGAUGAAUUAGCCCUGCUUACUAUUGUUGAAGCUCUUGGAGAGAGAAUAUUUGCUCUAGAAGGUAUGUUUGGUCACCUCUUUUCUUUAAUUUGAAUGUUUUCCUGCAUUAUAUUCAUGAGGGAGAAAUGGUUUCCUGCUGCUGGAGUUUUCCAUUAUGCAGUUGAAUCAAGAAAGGGCAAUUCUGGAAUUCAUCUUCUUUUCACUCCAGGGUCAACAGUGAAAUUCCCUUUUUUCAUUUUUCAGGAAUACAAUAAAAUAACAAUUGCUGCAUGAAGCCAGACUGAUCAGAGCUGGUCCUAUCAUUAGGCGGUUUGAAGCAUCUGCCUCAUGUUGCACAGUGUCUUGGCCAAUCCUGUGACCAAUGGUCCAUUUGGUCCAUUUGAACUUUCAUGAUGUGGCAGCAGGAUUCAACAUUGGCUAAAAACUCUUUGUUUUGGACUACAAGUCCCAUCAGCCCCAGCCAGACUUCAGUUAGUAGGGAAGAUGACACAGGGGGUUUCUGCCACAGAUUCAAUGACUGUUCUUAGGCUAGUUGGUUAAUAUUAUGCCUCAGUGUUCCUCAGCUGUUAAAUGUCAACUUAAGUGACAUAAAUGCAGUUUAGUGUCUGUGCAGGAUCAGCUUGCAGCUUGCAGCUUGCUUCCCUGCUUUUCUCUUCUGUAACCGUGUUCUCGCAUGAGUUUUAGUUGUUACUUUCUACUCAGGGUGCUGUUGAGUCUGGAUUAUGUCUUAUCGCCCCCUUGACACGGGGCUGGAUUUGAUACUAGCCCAACCUCUAUAUAGAUCGUCAUCAAUCUAUUACAUUCCAGAAGCCAGAAAAAUAAAAGCAUCCAGUAUACAUACCUUCAUCUUAACAACAGAGCAAAAAAAACAAAGCAAACCAUAUUGUAAACACCAUCAGCUCAAAUAUUCACAUAAUGAUUAUUCCAGCUUCAGAUGGUUAAUAGGUUCUCACUACUAUUGCUAGAAAGUUGGUCGCUGCUAACACCCAUGGGAUUUUAUUUCCCAGCAAAUAUUUAACAUAGCAUUGAGCUGACCUUCCUGCAACUUGGGACAACAAGGGGAAAUUAUUUGAUGACGAGCUUCAGCAUUAAAAGGGCAAAACAAUAUAACAUGUUGUACAAAUUCCAUCUCCUGGUUAUACAGGAGUGACCCUAAUCUGUGAAAAGGUGGGAAGGGUAUGUACAUUUUGUCAUGCCACCCUUGCCCACAAGGCUACGUGGUGCCUGGCACUACUCAGACUCACCCCAGUGCACCUGUUCACUCUUUGUAAGAUGUACAGAUCUGAGCUGGGUUUCUAAUAGAAAACCUGUUACUGCUGCCACCACAGUACCUCGACAUUUCCCACUUCUAACCAUCAUGUGCUAUAAUCCAACAAUUUAUUAAGACAAAUUGUCAGGGAACUGCCAUUGGCUCAGGGGCAAGAGGGGAAAAGCUGGAUGGAUUACAGAGAUCGUGGGAAGCAGCACUUCCUCAGGGGAGGAAGGAAGCCAUACCUCUAGUGGAGAGGAGAUGCAGGGCUCAGAGGAGGCAAGGCGGUGCCAAGACACAUUGCCUGAGCAAAGCGGGGAGGAAGGAGGUCCUCCUUUACCCAAGUUGUCCAUGCGCAGUAGGCUUCCGCGCAGAGAGGGGAGGUGCAGACUGGGGGGUCAAGAAACUACUCUGCUGGGGAAGAUUUAGGCACCACCCACUCUCAGAUUCUGCCAGUGAACGAGCAAGACACGGAAUAGAGGCCCUCUGCAUUCUAAAGGUUUUUACCACCAAUAAGAAAGCUUUAGAACAGACUAACUGGACUAUAAAGAAGGCUGAUCACCGAAGAAUUGAUGCUUUUGAAUUAUGGUGCUGGAGGAGACUCUUGAGAGUCCCAUGGACUGCAAGAAGAUCAAACCUAUCCAUUCUUAAGAAAAUCAGCCCUGAGUGCUCACUGGAAGGACAGAUCCUGAAGCUGAGGCUCCAAUACUUUGGCCACCUCAUGAGAAGAGAAGACUCCCUGGAAAAGACCCUGAUGUUGGGAAAGAUGGAGGGCACAAGGAGAAGGGGACGACAGAGGACAAGAUGGUUGGACAGUGUUCUCGAAGCUACCAGCAUGAGUUUGACCAAACUGCGGGAGGCAGUGGAAGACAGGAGUGCCUGGCGUGCUCUGGUCCAUGGGGUCACGAAGAGUCGGACAUGAAUAAACAACUAAACAACACCAAUUGAGGCAUAUUGCCUGAUUGCUCUCGAGCAUCCAACUGAUACAUCUAACACAAAUAAAUAAGCAUUUUUAAUCACUUAGCGUACAGAGACAUAUGGGGUCAAUUCUGUAUUAUUUGAUUUGUUACUUCUUAUCACAAAAAACAAUGACUGAUAUAACAAUGCUGAAGUUACUAUCAAACCAAUCCUGCUGCCAUCCAAAUGCUCUCUCCACCUACAGCUUUCACUGCAGCUACCACCCAUUCCCAAACUCAGCUGACUCUUAAACUGUCUCCCACCAGGAUUCAAACUUUCUAACCCUUAUCCAAUCAUUUCCAACUUUCCCAGAUACCCUCUCCCACCCACCUACCCCCAACCUACACCUACAUGUUAUACUUACAAACACUUUCACCCUAAAGUCACUUGUAUUGUUACAUAUUGUUGUCAUCCAUCUGUCUCAAGAGACAAUGGAGUGUGCCUCCAGGGGUGAAGUCAAACCACUGCGUAGCAGCAUCAAGGUGACCUCCCUGGACGCAAGCCUGGGCAGUGUGUAUGGAGGCUCUGGGCUGCCCAGGUGACCUCUUGGCCUAGCUGAUGUGGUCUAAAGGAAAGCAGAGCAAUCACGUUUGGCACCAGCUUGGCUUCAGGAGUUGCCAGAAGGAGGUGUAACAGGGGUCAUCCAAUUGUCUUAGGGACUCUACUCUGGAUUUGUGCAGUUUACUCCUUAGCCUUUUCUUCUCCUGAAAACAUCCCACAAGGCAGCAGAAAUAUUACAUAUGCACACAGUAUUAUUUACAGAAACAUCAGAAGAUCACAGCGUUGCACAGGCGGUGUUAUUGACAGAUAUCCUUUGGAACCAAGAUUCAGGGCCUGCUAUGACCCCAAACCCUGGCAUGUUAAAUAUCCAUCAAACUUCUGUUCUUGUUAAUCUUUUGCAGGCCUCUAUUCUAAUCUGUCCAUUGCUUUCUAAGCCAUCUUGGCAGGAACAGUGUUGCUUCUGUGUUCUUUCUAGUGCUUAAUGUGCUAGUGGUGCUUUAAAAUGUUAGGCAACAGUACAAGUAAUUUGUAAAUGAUUAUAUUUCCUAGCAGGGAAAACAUCUGUGGAUACUUCACAUUUAAAAAUCUCAGUCUUUCCUGAAUAAUCAUUAUAGACUUGCUUGUGGGUGACAUUUGCAGCAGUGUCAACAGAGAGCACAAAUAUAGGAAUUCACUUAUGAAAAUACACAAAUUAGCAUUUCAUUGCUAACAAAUAAUUAGGAACCUCAUUAGAAUGAUUGGAUUUGUACAGAAACAAUGUUUGCGCACAAUGGCUUCUCAGCAUUGCAGCUUGUUUCAAUUAAGGGGGAUAUAUAUAUUCUUGGCUAGUGAAAAGUAUUCAUUUCCUCACUUAUAAAUUGGUUGUAUUCCAACCAAGCUCUGUGUAUCUGUAUGUGCAAAUGGAAAACAAUCUAUACAGCCAGAUAUUUUGUUGCCAUUUCCACAGCAGCGCUUCAUGCUGCUGAAGAGGACAGCUGCAUUUUCUGCAGAACCAUGGCUAGCCUCUUCAGUGGUGUGACGUGGGGAUUAAGCAGAGGCUGGAUGGCCAACUCUGAGCGAUUCUGUAGAAGUAGUAGAAUUCCUAUGGCAGGUGAUGUCCUUUGAAGUCCCUGUCAAGUCUAUGAAUAGCUGGCAUAGAAACUGCAAACUGUAACGUUUUAGUGUUGCAUUUUAUUUUGUAAAUGACUUUCAGCUUCUUGACUGGAAAGAAGACUAUUAAUGAUUUUAACAAAUAGCUAGAUCCAAUAUUAUAUUCUUCCUCUCAACUUAAUGAGACUGCCCUUAGUUCAAUAUACCAAUGCCUAUGAGUGAAUCUUCCAGUUGGAUUUCUUUUGAUGUCAUAACUUCCAGCCCACAACUGGUUAAGUUGCCUGGUAGUGCAAUCCAUAGAUAAUAAUUCUGGUAAUACAUGUGGUGUUCACUCUCAGCAUUUAUAGUCUGCUGUUUAAAAAAACAAAAUUGCAAAAUAAUCCAGCUUCAUGAUAUUCCUAUCCUCUCGUCCUACAUGUAACUGGAGAUGUUAGUCAACUUAAUGACCUGAUAAAAAUAACUUUCAAACCACAAGAUAAUGAAACAGAGAACACAUCUGUUACUUAUUAUCCCUGAUUGUACUUUUGAAAAUUAAUAGCUUUGGCACUUUUAAAGAAGGGAGACAGUUUGUGAGUUGCCAAAAACAGUGCAUCCUCCCCAAAGGGGAAGACAGGGCACAGAUUUGCAUAAAAUGUUUGAGUUGUAUUCAAUUAAGUUUAACUUUGAGUAGACCCUACUCAAUGGUUUUGAGUUAAUCAUCAUGCUCUCCCUUAAAUGACUAUGUUUAAACCAGACUUGGACAAGACACCUUCAAACAUUUUAUUUUCACAGCAACCCUGUGAGGUAGGUUAGUCUGAGAAGUAAUGACUAGCUCAAAGUCACCUAGUGAGCUGGGUAGGGAUUUGAAGACAUCUGAUGGAUGACAAGGCACCUGAUGGGAAGAAUUCAGGAUUUUGCUACUUGAGAGAACUGGAUAGAUUUUUGACAUUUCUUCUAAUAAAAUAUAUCUGUUUGAAAUAUUUCUCUCAGUGUCCAAGUUAAGGUGCUGGUAACUCUUAAUAAACAGUCUAGUCUUUCCUCUAGUUUGGAAUUAUUUAUAGUCAGCAUUUUGAUCCAUUUGUGUUGAAACAAUAAGCAUUUCCUGUUUUAUAGCUACGAAAGACCAGCUGGCGUCCUCUUUUGAAAUGGAAAUGUCUCAAGCUGGAAUCAGUGCUCAUUAUUCCCAGGUAAACUAACCAGUCAUCUAUGGCUAUAGCUAUUCUUUAAAAUAAAUUGUUCUUCAGAAGGAAGCUCUUGAAUAUCCUCAAACAGAAAGAUCACUGUAAUGCUUUGGCCAGGUUUGUGUUAUUUAAAAAAUUGCCAUUAACCCACAAUACUGAUACCUCCCUCCUUUCAAACUCCAUACUUUACAAUUUCUAAACACUUCCAAACAGUAUCAUUGCACCAUUCAGACACGUCUCAUUGCAUUGCUGCACGGUACAACUUGAUGACUUUUCCCCUUUUGUUCCCGCAUAUGAACAUGGCAAAACAUUGGGUGUGUGCACAGACUGCAUUUCUGAUGAUCUGGGGACACAAGCCCUAUUCAAAACUAAUGCUCAAGCACGAAGAAGGGAAGCACUGAUGGGUCCAACCCCCAAUGGCUUAGCAUGACAAUAUGCAGUGGGGUAGAUUUCCUGUAUACAUCUGUGCAUGCAAAGUCAUCCAUGCAACCUGGAAUCCUGUGCAAAUGGGGUUGCAGAUCACAUGGACAAUUUUGCACAUACAGUUGCACAUGUUGCUCCCUGCAGGUGUUUGUGCUGAAUGUACAGGUGCCAGGCAUGGGGCAAGCUGGCAUGUGCAUGGUUAGGGCUGGAGCUAGUUGGCAUUUUGAUUUACCACAUGAGUGCUAAUUGGGGGGAAAGUGUGGAAUGAGAGAUUAUUAGCCACCUUGAAAACAGGGGCAACAUAUCGUAGUUGAAAAUGAAUAAAUAAAUAAAUGAAAUUUAUAUCUCAUCUUUCUACCAUCAUGGAACUCAAGGUGGCAUGUGCAGUGCUUUUUUUCUGGGGGGACGCCGACCCCUAAACAUUUUGUGAAGCUAACAGGAGAAGAAUCUUAAAAUUUUUAGUUUCUUCUCUAGCACAGUGAAUUGUCAGUUCCGUUGCUACCCCUGACAGUAGCCUCAUUUCCUGUCACGGUGUUUCCUCAGACGGAAUGAGAAUACCCCUAAACAUUUUAUUAUUAUUUUUAAGAAAAAAAGCACUGGGCAUCUGUACGUAUAAUUCCUAUGAGGUCACCCGCAUAGGGUUCCUAUAUAUCCUCUUUUUCCAGGACACGUCCUCUGUUUCAUGGAUAUGUAAAAUGAGAAUUGUCGUAGAGAUACAUAGUUAAAAGUAGAUGGUUUAUGUAACUAACUGAUUUCUCCUGCUAUGUAAGGAUUGGAUUAUGCUUGGAGCAGUCGGAGCAUAUGACUGGAAUGGAACUGUCGUCAUGCUAAAGGACAAUGCCUUUCAAAUCCCGAGAAAUGACACAUUUUAUAACAAGUCUUCAGAAAGAAACGAGCCUCUUGCAGCAUACUUAGGUGACUCCAAUAUUCCAGUUCAUUCUUUUCUCUCAGCUAGCCAACCUGCUGUAUACCCUUAGUUAGGAUUGCACUGCAUUGGCCUAUUGGAAAUAUAUUUAUGCAUGCUUUUCCUUUUUUUUUAAAGAGGCACAAGUAGCUAUUAUCAAAGUAUCCUGAGAAUGAACGUUGUCUCUCCCAUUCUUUAUUUUAGGUUAUACAGUAAAUUCAGCUUCAGUGCCUGGAGAUGUGCUGUACAUUGCUGGCCAGCCUCGAUAUAAUCACACUGGUCAAGUUAUCAUAUAUCGAAUGAGAGGAGCAGAUAUAGAAAUACUUCAAAGAUUAAAUGGGGAGCAAGUAAGUAAGUGGGGUUAUUGCAAUUCACAUACUUCAGAAUGAGAUAUAUUUGUCCCAUACUGAAUAUUGCCAGAAAAAAGGUGUAGAGAAAAACCAACAGAGCAUGAAUCAUUGCUGCAGUUCUGAACAAUUCAACCCUGUGUCUGAAGCCGCUUAUAAAUCAGUAAUGCUGAAUGUGUGACUACACAAUGUUCAUUUCAAGUAUUAGACGCAGUCAUGUAUUCAGAUAGUAAAUUCAGCAACAGAUAAUUGAAGGAGGUGGUGCCCUAGUGGUGACUCUCUUUGGGAUCAUACCUCCAGAGUUCCUACAAAUUGUAGGAAUUGAGCCUCCAGGGCAAGGCCAGCAACAACCUACCACACUGCAGCAACCCUCUUAUCUUUUUUUGUGGGUGGCACUAUGGGUUAAACCACUGAGCCUCUUGGGCUUGCCAAUCAGAAGGUCAGCGGUUUGAAUCCCCGCUACGGAGUGAGCUCCCGUUGCUCUGUCCCAGCUCCUGCCAACCUAGCAGUCCGAAAGCACAUCAAAGUGCAAGUAGAUAAAUAGGUACCGCUCCAGCGGGAAGGUAAACGGCAUUCCUGUGCACUGCUCUGUUUCGCCAGAAGCGGCUUAGUCAAACUGGCCACAUGACCUGGAAGCUGUACACCGGCUCCCUCGGCCAAUAAAGCGAGAUGAGCGCCGCAACCCCAGAGUUGUCCGCGACUGGACCUAAUGGUCAGGAGUUCCUUUUUCCUUUACCUAGACAAGUCAGUAGCUGCCCCUGUUUCCACUCUCCACUUCUAGAACCAGAAACAGCAUCCUCCUUCUUUUACUUUUACUGAGUAUCUUUUCAUUUUGAACACACUGCUUUGACAUCUUUAAUGAUACGUGGUUUAUACAUUAAAUAAGAAUAAAAUGCGUAUUGAAUACAAACAGGAGGGGAUCCUAUUUUGUACAAUUACAGAUUGGCUCCUAUUUUGGAAGUGUUAUCACAACCAUUGACAUUGACAAAGAUACAUUUACUGAUAUUCUUCUCGUGGGAGCACCUAUGUACAUGGGGACCGAAAAAGAAGAACAAGGCAAGGUGUAUGUUUAUUCAUUGAACCAGGUAAGGAAGAAAUGAACUGUGUUGGGAUUUAAACGUCAAGAGCAUAAGACAAAUCCAGCUAGAUCUGUUAUAUUAGGAAUCUUAGGUGAGAUACCCAUGCAGUGGAAGUUGCUCCCAGUACCAGUCAGAAGCAGAGGAAGGUUCAGAUACUAUUGCAGAAGAUAAGGCUCAGUAAAACAGUUCUGAAUGUAGAUAUAUAUAGCUUGUAGGCUUUUGCAGAUACAGAUAUAUAUAUAUAGAUACAUACAACGGCAAAAUAUCUCCGUUGCACUAAAUAAGUUCAGCAAUUCAGGACAUAUCACUGGAAAAGUAGUACCAACAAAAGACAGACUAGCUUCAGUCUCACAGACUGACUCACCGUUGAACUGACAUGCAUUAAUCACAGAUAUAGUUGGGAUCCUGUUCCAUUACCAUAGCAACUGGCUUAGCUGAACUUGCACCUGCAAUUAGCUUAUCCAUGGCGAGAUUUAUGGCCAUUAAGCCUUUCUCAUGUCUGAUUACUCCAACAUGUCCAGCAUCCUUUUCUCACGUUGGCAACGAGAUGCCUGUGGGAAGCCUGUACUGUAAGCCAAAUUUGGGUACAAUGAUGCGCUCCCCAAUUGUGAUUCCUAGCAAGUGGUUUGAAGGUAGAACAUUACUAUUGUGGCUAGUAGCCAUUGAUAGCUUUAUCCUGCAUGAAUUUAUCUAGCCCUCAUUUACAGCCAUCCAACCCUGGUGGCCAGUCUUGGAGGGAACAGAUUCCAUAGUUGCAUUGUGGAAAGAAGAUCUUCUCUGGUCUGUUCUGAAUCUUCUAAAUUAGAUGACUCCGAGUUGUAGUAUUAUGAGAAGGAUUUCUAGAAUUAUGGGUGAGAUGCACUAGAAGAACAUCUACCAGGAAAAGUUAGCAAAGUAGACAGAAAUCCAUUGUUAUUUUUUCCACAGAAGACAUUUGAACAUCAGAUGACCCUUGAGCCUAUAAAGCAAACAUGCUGCUCGCUACUGAAGCACAAUGACUGCACAAAUCACAACAAGAAUGAACCUUGUGGGGCCCGUUUUGGAACUUCAAUUGCUUCAGUAAAGGACCUCAACCUUGAUGGGUUUAAUGAUAUAGUCAUAGGUGCCCCCCUUGAAGAUGAUCAUCGAGGAGCUGUGUAUGUUUACCAUGGCAAUGGAAACACUAUAAGGAAAGAAUAUGCCCAGGUGUGGAAGAAAAUUAAGAGUAUGUCUAGAUACAAGAAUGGGGUGGGGGUGGGGGUUGAUGGUAGGAGAAAUGGGGGACUGUUAGAAACUUGGGAGUACUCAAUUUUGUAAUAUUCACAGAUUUGUUUAUAAAGUCACUCUAGACUGACUUUUUAUGUUUAGAUUAAUUUAAUGUGUUAGCAAAUGACACAUUUUGAUGAAUAUCAAUCUGAACUUGGCUUAGAUUCACCUCUGAAUGUCAGCAUUAACCAGAUUUUAGAUACUUCCUGUAAUGUGAAUAUUUGGGUAUUUAUAAGGCUCUAAAAUUCAAGGGACGCGGGUGGCACUGUGGGUUAAACCACAGAACGUAGGGCUUGCCGAUCAGAAGGUCGGCGGUUCGAAUCCCAGUGAUGGGGUGAGCUCCCAUUGCUCGGUCCCUGCUCCUGCCAACCUAGCAGUUCGAAAGCACAUCAAAGUGCAAGUAGAUAAAUAGAUACUGCUCCAGCGGGAAGGUAAACGGCGUUUCUGUGCGCUGCUCUGGUUCGCCAGAAGCGGCUUAGUAAUGCUGGCCACAUGACCCGGAAGCUGUGCGCCAGCUCCCUCGGCCAAUAAAGCGAGAUGAGCGCCGCAAGCCCAGAGUCGGCCACGGCUGGACCUAAUGGUCAGGGGUCCCUUUACCUUUACCUUUACCUUUACCUUUACCUUUAAAAUUCAAUUUAAAUAGUAUUUUUGGGACUUGGUGCCUGUCUGGUUUCAUUCAUUUUUAAAUACAGGAAAGGAUUUAAUUCUCCAAGAGUGUUGAACAAAAAAGUAAAGAAAUAACUAUUAUCCCUAUCCAGAAUGCCAUCUUGAAGUGUCAAACCUUCUGUAUUUCCCUGUUGACUGUAAUAAAGUCAUUAUGCUUUCCACAGCGCAUUGCAUCAGGUGGCGAUGGGGAAAAGAUGAAAUUUUUUGGCCAGUCGAUACAUGGUGAAAUGGAUUUGAAUGGAGAUGGACUGACAGAUGUCACUAUUGGAGGCCUUGGAGGGGCAGCCCUCUUCUGGUAUUUAUGAUAAAGCUUUCACUUUAAAGAAUCCUCAGUUUGUCAGUAAUUGUUACCUGGGACUUUUAGUUAACUGGUUCCUUAAGUGUGUGGAUCCUUGUCUUGCCAAAACAGCACAAACAUCAUUCAUAUUGGCUAGGACAGAGGCAAAAUUAUCUACACUAUUUCUGGGUGGCAAAACUGCAGUGAGAGGCCAAAUAUUAUGAAGGGAGAGGUGAAAUUCUCCAGCAGUUUUGCUCCAGAGACACUCUUGUCUGAGAAAUUUGGGCUCGUUUAAUUCUGUAUAAAAAAAUUAUUGUUAGUUCAUAUUGGUAGAUGAAGGAAGGACUGGGGGACAACUGCAGAAAUAUAGGAUAAGCCCAUUGCAUUACAUUCAAUGUUAAUCCUACUCAGAGAAACAUGACUAAGGGGGCAAUUCUAGGGCAAAGAUCCACUGGGAUGAGUAGAUUAGGAGGCAGCAGAUUGGCUGAGCUGAGAAUCUCAGCCAACAUCUGCAGUUCUGGCUCAGCCAAAGAUGCAUCAGUGUAAUUUGCUCAUCCCAGCUCAGCCAGGGCUCAGCUACCUAAAUUGAAGCUGGCUGAUCCAAGACUUGUAAAAGUCCCCCAGAAGGGGCAUUCUGGGGGUGUGGCAGGGCAGGACCAGAGAGGGAGGUACUUAGGUUGGAUCCUAAGCCCAUAUUGCUUAGUCACAUGACCUGGCGUAGAACACUAUUCUAAAGCAGGCAUAGGCAAACUCAGCCCUCCAGAUGUUUUGAGACUACAAUUCCCAUCAUCCCUAGCUAACAGGACCAGUGGUCAGGGAUGAUGGGAUAUGUAGUCCCCAAACAUCUGGAGUGCCGAGUUUGCCUGUGCCUGUUCUAAAGCCUUGUUUUCCCUCUGCUGAAUGGGGUUUGGAUCUAGUAUAACUUUAUGCCAGCUAAUUUACACUAACUUGCUUUAUGAUAGCUUCUUAGCCAUAAGAUUGCUCUCUACCUUAGGUCCAUUAAUUUCAAUGGGUCAACUGUAACUUAGAUGGAUGCAACAGUUUUGAAAGUGAGUCCACAUUAAAAAUGACAAAAUUGGGGAGUCCAUAUCUGUUAUAAUCUGGAGGAGGACUGAAAUUCACCAAUAGGAGGGGCUCUAAGAAGAAAGAGCAUUUUUAAAUAAAAAAGUUAGAAAAUGCUUUUCUGAGGAAUCUCAUGUUUGUAUUUCAUGGACGGCAUCUGUCUUAGGUCUCGAGAUGUUGCUGAAGUAAAUGCUUCCAUGGAAUUCACACCCAGCAAAAUUAAUAUCCAGAAGAUAAACAAUGACAUGCAAAAGCAACGGGUGUUCAUCAACGCCACAAUUUGUUUUAAAGUCAAAUUAAAAUCAGAGGAGGCCACAAUGAAUGAAACAAGUAAGUAGAUUGCACUGAAUUUUGCUAUAUAGAUUGUCUACCAACUAUUUUUUUAAAAAACCUCUCACUUUAGAGCAGUUCCUCGAGAAUUUGCUGGAGAACCUGCAGGUAAAUGAUUGUAGGUCAAAGGCUUUACUGCAUUUUCAUUUGCUGCAUGCAAAGAUACAAUAGAAUUACUGUUUUAUAAACUGUUCUUUCCGUUACAAUAUUGUAUUUCAUAUUAGACUAAAGCAGCAAUCAGGAGAUUCCAUCAUCUAAAGCAUGGUAAACAUUAAUAAAGAGAAGGUCAGUUCCCAUGUCCUAAAGAAGCAGAAAUAAGGGAAACGUUAUGGAUUUGUGUUUCCAUUUCCAUGCUUGAUUGAACCUGGACUGUGGGGUUUAAGCUUCACACAGGAAUUCACAAUUUAAGUUAUUUUUUUACAAUGUUAUGUAGAGCUCCCAGGCCUGGGUAGAGAUUCUCUUAAGAUGGGACACAGAGGAAGGCCUCUCCACUAGAUUCUAGGGAGCAGGCAAGUCAGCAUGGAAGAUGACAGCCUUUUAGAUGGUAGUGUUUGUUACUCAUGCAUCUUCUGUCACUCCUUCAGACUAUCUGAAGUGGCUGAGAAAAGCAAGAAAGCAAAGGACAGCGAAAGAGACAAUGGGCUGUACCCAAUGUUGUCAUUCCACUCUUGCAAGAGACUUCUCCAAUGACACUUCGCCCUCGUCUCCUCUCCUCUCGCCUGCAACUUUCACACACCUUAAUUUCUUGUCCAGGGAGUUGGGGAACCAUUUGGAGCAGAUUUGGGGGGGGGGCUUUCAGGGAGGAAAACUGUUUUGGGGUCAAGCUCUACAAAUGCAAUUAAUUGUACCUGUUCACCCCCCCCCCCUUAGGUAUCCAGUAUUGGAUUACACUUGAUGCCCAAAGAAAGUUGUCACGAAGCCUUUUCACAGAAACUCUUGAACGGAAGAUGCAAAAAAAUAUCACAGUCAAAGGGUCAGAAUGUGUUAACCAUAACUUCUACAUGUUGGCAAGUAAAUCAUAUCAAGUGGCAACCCUCCCCUCAUUGCCUUCUCUCUCCCCUUUUUUUGCAUUAGUGGAAAGGAUGCAUACAAUUAAAAAAUAAUAGUGGUUUUUAUGUAAGGGAUUAGUUAGAGAGAAUUUAUACUGUUUUUGUAUGCGGACAAUAUUCUCUUUACUCUCUCGUUUCAUUUCUCUUUAUCAGUGCUUGCAAACACCCCAACAAGUUUUCCAUGUAUUUCUGUAUAUUAGACUGAUGAUUUUUUGACAAUUCCUGAUGUCUGCUUGGUUCCUUUUUAGUAUGAAAUGAAGCUGCGUAUAAUUCUAAGCACCCUAUCUUAUGCACACCUUUAUAAUAUAAGCAUUUUUGUACAAAUGAUUCGACUGGAGGACUUAACGGUGUUAUUUUUAUGGUGUUCAAGUUCCCCAACUCAUUGAGGAGUCUGAUUUGCAUCCCUGUGUGGGACAGGCAGAGGGUGACAUGCUCUUUUCAUAUGCAGCUUCCUUGUGAGAUGGGAUGGCUCACUUUGGGAGGGGAGAGCCAAUCCGCUACAGUUCUUGGACUUCCCAAGGCAGGGAGUGGACCAGAUUGAAGACUCCGUUUGGUCUGGUCCAGUUCCAGAUUAUAAAAGGGAUUCCCCCCCCCCAAUUGUGAUACAUACUCAAUUGUGGUACACAAGUAAAUUGUAUAAAUAGAUAAAUGCAAACCGAACCAGAUUUCUCUCCAUCACUUUUAUAUCCCAGACUAGCUAUAUCUGAAGACAGUGGGACCCUCAAGAGUAUCAUUUUAUUUGAUGAUAAGGGUUGUUACCAAAACAAAACAAAAUCAUUACACAGGCACUUUGUACAUGCUUGAGCUUCUUAGGACCCCAGCCUUAAAAAAUUCUGUUGGUCUCUUACUGAGACCCAGCCAUCUUCUUUGGGAUACAGAAAAAAAGACCUGGGCUCCUGGGGAUUAUUUUCCAUUGUUGUCAUAGCUGGCACACCAGACUGCAUCUUAAAUUCUCUCCAUUUUUUAAAAGUGUUUGUGGUCUGAGGCCUGCUACAAUGAGCCUAGCUGAAAAACCCUGAAGGUUGCUUUUUAUUCAGUGAAACCUGGGCUCUGACUCAUAGUCUGCAAUUUCAAGAUAAGAAAAAGGGUCAGUUGGAGUCCAUAAGGGAAAAUCCUUUGGCUAUGUUGUCUAGUAUGGUCCUUAAGCUCCCUGUUUUGUCUUGAAUUUGCUGUUUGGCAUGUUUCCUUUUAGGUGAAUAAUGCAAAGUAUAGACCACCCACCAAUAGUCAUUUUAAAAGCAUGCCUCUCUUUUUUUUAGUAUUCUGACGAUUGGAAGAAGGGGAAAGGUUGCAAUGACUGUUUUCUUUGCCUUCACUUUGUCUCUAGGACCAGCCUGACUUUCGUGAUUCUGUAAAGGUUUUGUUGGACUUCAACUUCUCUGAUCCAGAGAGUGGACCGAUCCUGGACAGUGCAAUGCCCAACUCAAUAUAUGAAUAUGUGAGUCGCUACAAUGUGGAAAGUGGUCUGGUUUCUUGAUCUGAUGUGUGAAUUAGUGCAUCAAUAUAUUUCUGUAUUUAUUUAAUUUAUAAACUCACAUAAAAAAUAUCAAGGAGGUAGAGAGCAUAAGAUACCAUAAAACAAUACAAAAUGAUGCAAUAAGAUACCACAAAACAAUGCAAAAUAAUCACAAAACUGACUGGCUCAACUAAAAAAGAAAAAAAAAAGGACUGAAGAGCCUUGUCAACAUUAAAACAUUAAACAUUUUAAAAAAUAUAUACAAGAAAUAUAGAAGGGUUAACAUUGAGCUAAGUUGGAGCAGUAAUGUCCCAAAUUAUUAGUACAGUGGUACCUCGGGUUAAGAACUUAAUUCGUUCUGGAGGUCUGUUCUUAACCUGAAACUGUUCUUAACCUGAGGUACCACUUUAGCUAAUGGGGCCUCCUGCUGCUGCCACACCGCCGCCAUGCGAUUUCUGUUCUCAUCCUGAAGCAAAGUUCUUAACCCGAGGUACUAUUUCUGGUUUAGUGGAGUCUGUGACCUGAAGCGUCUGUAACCUGAGGUACCACUGUAUGCUCUUCAGCAAGAACUUCUGAGGCAUAGAGGAACUUGUUGCAAAGUCCAUAAACUGCUUUGUAAACCACUUUGAGGUUUUAUUACAGUCAAGCAACAUAUAAAGGUUGUGGAAUAAAUGAAUUAAUGAAUGACUAAACUUCUUGCAGAUCCCUUUCACAAAGGAUUGUGGAACCAAAGAGAAAUGUAUUACCGAUCUUCAGCUGACUGCCAAUGCAGCCAUAGAAGGAAGCAGGUAACAUGGACAAUGCUACCUUUUUAUAUACACAUGUAAAAUUAUGCUUGUAUAGAUAUCUUAUACAACAUUCAGCAUGGUUGGGUCAAUGAAACUAUUGUUACAGAAAUCAUAAGCCAUAACUGUUUUAAAAUUGUUUAUUACUUAAGAAUGUUUUGAUUUCGACUGAUUAAAUUGAUGGAUUAUACUGAAAUGGCAAAAUUAACAGGUGUGCUAGGAAACCAAGAAGGGGGCAAAUUAUUAAGGAGUGGGGAAUAUUUGUGGAAUAUUUUAAAAAAUCAUGGUAUAAAACUAAGUGCAUUGGUAGGGUUGACUUAAUUGUCAGAUAAUUCAGAAAUGGAAUAAAGUGGAAAAUGCAGUGUUAAAAAUUUAGGUAAGAGAUGGAACCACAAAAGGGGGCAAGGGAAGUCUGAUAUGUAUUUGUAUUGGAAGUAUGUGACUGUAAGAUGAGUAUUUGUAAACUCUUGAAAACUGAAAAUAAAAUUCAUAAAAAAUAAAAUGUUUUGUUUAUUUUUCAGUUCAUCACCAUUCAUUAUCAGGGCGAGCAAUCUGAAGUUCUGGGUCCGGAUGCUUGUUAAGAAUAAAAAAGACAGUGCUUAUAAUACCAGAGUCAUUGUUCAGUAUUCUCCAAAUAUUAUUUUUGCUGGGAUUGAGGUACAUGCUUUAAUUUUAAUAAUAAUAAUAAUAAUAAUAAUCCUCUUGUCUUGUUGUGAUGGAUAACUAGUAGAACCAGCUUGUCUGUUUGAUGGAAUUUAUAUGUAUAAUAUUCAGGUUAGAGAGCCAGGGAUUCCUAUGCAAUUGUUGAUUUUUCCUAUAGGUAGAUAUUGGUACUUUGCUCUGCAAACAGUACUAAAGAAAAAUAUGUGUGAUGUAAGAAAGACACACAUAACUGUAUAUUAUUGUGUUAGAGCCAACAUGAUGAAGUUCAGGGGCAGGGAACUCAUGCCCCUCCAGAUGUUGGCCUCCAACACCCAUCAGUCCCCAGCCAGCAUAGUCAGUGUUCAGGGAUUAUGGGAGUUGUAGUCCAACAACUUCUGAAGGGACCUAAGUUUCCCAGCUCUGUUGUAGUGGCUUGAGUGUUGGACUUGGACAUCGGGCUGGGUUCAAAUACCUGUUCAUGUAUGAAGUUGACUUAAGUCAGUGUCUCUCAGCCCAGUUCACGCAGUGUUGGUGAAGAUACCUCUUCACCAUGAGCUCCUGAGAAGAAGAAAAAGGUGGCAUGCAAAUAUGGCUGUUACAGUCUUCUUUGGGGAUAUAUUACUGAAUUUAUGGGAUGCGGAUAGCGCUGUGGUCUAAACUACUGAGCCUAGGGCUUGCUGAUCGGAAGGUCAGCGGUUCGAAUCCCCACGACGGGGUGAGCUCCCGUUGUUCAGUCCCUGCUCCUGCCAACCUAGCAGUUCGAAAGCACAUCAAAGUGCAAGUAAAUAAAUAGGCGGGAAGGUAAAUGCUGUUUCCAUGCGCUGCUCUAGUUUCGCCAGAAGUGGCUUAGUCAUACUGGCCACAUGACCUGGAAAAACUGUCUGCAGACAAACGCCGGCUCCCUCGGCCAGUAAAGCAAGAUGAGCCCAUGACUGGACUUAACUGUCAGGGGUCCUUUACCUUUUUUUUUUUUUAACUGAGUUUAUAUCUUCAGAUUUUGCAGGUUUUCACUUCAAAAAUAAAUCAGAAAUAACGCACAUUACAUAAAGAUGAAAUAAUUUCUACCAUUUUAUGUGCAGAAAAUAUCAAAAGAUAGCUGUGAAUCUGGGCCUAAUAUCACUUGCAAAGUGGGCUACCCUUUCCUAACACCUGGAGAGGAGGUAAGUUGUUGUGAAUGGGCUGUUUUGGUUAAUUAUAUUUUUCUAACGUCAGGCUCUUUUUGAGCCAAAGCUUGCUAAUGUGUUAUUAAUGAAAAAUAUGUAUGUCCCUGUCUUCAUGCCCCACCAUUGGCAGCUAAUGACAUUUAAAACACCAUAAUGUGAAAACAUAUACCAUAGAUCAAACAUUCAAUAACAGUACAGAGGCUGAAUUCUGACCCACCUAAAGACUUGAGUAAAUAGAGAUGCUUUCUAUAUUACUUUUUAUUCGUACAAGUAAUAAAUACAGGAAAAUGUCACUUUUCAGAGGUGAAAAGCACUGUAGAUCUGUGGUAGAGCAUAUGUGUUAAAAGCAAAAGGACCUUCACUGCCAUGCCGUGGGCAGAAUCCUGCUCUCUAGUGCAUGUUUAAGAGUAUCUAUGGUGAUUCUUGUGCCACUUUCCCUGUCCUAUUCAUCACCUGUUUUCAUACCAUCAGAACCCUGGAUUGGAAUUCCCACUCUACUUUUAAUUGUAUACUGGGAGAUUGAUAGAAUUUGUGUUCCUUUAGUAUUGCUGCUUGCUAACCACCACAAUUUUUCUCUCCCGGUUACUUUGAGUGGCACCCAUGAACCGUGAAGCAUACAUUUGGGACACAGGAAGUGUUUUUACAACAGGGCUGAAGAAAUAGCGUGUGAUGUUUGCCUUGGACAUUGCUUUGAAGCUCUGACUGUGCCAGAAUUUGAAUCCUAGGAGCAUGGUGUACAUGGGAAUAUAUAAACAGUAGCUUCUAGAGUGGUCCUAGUAUCUGACGGCACCAUCCUGCAGCCAGCAUAUUUAUUUAUUGUUUAAUCCCUAAGUCAGAAAGGGUCCUGUUGCAGAAGUCAGAGGACCUUGCAGUCUUUGCCUUGGGAUCUUCUUAGUCUCAGCAGCUGCCCUUGCAACUUUUGUACAACGGAAGAGUCUCGUUUCUGCAGAUGGACAAAGUUUAUGCAAAAGAUCCCUUCAUUCAGCGCUUCUGCUGAAGAACAGAGAUCUUAUUUCAGUGUAUGUAGGAGGAAAAAUGCACUUUGGCCUACAUGCGCACACAACAAACUUUCCUUGCAUAAGCUACUUCCCGGGAGAGAAUGUUAGCAAGGCUUAGGUCACAUCAUUUAUCCUGUGCAGAGGACAUAAACCAAGCCCAUUCGUCCAACCAGUGGAAAUCAUAUCCAGUGAUUUCUCUUCAUUAGGCCUUGCUGACAUACUUCGAAGCUUAUCUUCACUGCAGUAAUUGCUAGAAAACAGCCAGUAUGGAUUUGAAAAUGAAUCCCUAAGGCAGGAAUGGGAAGUCACAGGCCUGUGAACCAUAUCCAGUGCUUGAGACUCUUCCCACGGCAGACACUCGCCAAAGCCACACUCUUCACAAAUUGCCAGCAUGGGGGCCCAAGCAGUUUCAGGAUCCUAGCAUGGGGUGGGUAGAGGCUCCAAGCCUACAGUGUGGGUUGGGGAGCUACAUUCAUUUCAAUUCAGAUGACUCAGAUAUCAGGUCUGAUAAACGCUGACACCUUGUGUUUCUGUAAUCCACCUGAGGGUCUAACAGAUGACCAAUUAGAAUCCUUCAGCAUGUCAUCUUUUUUUUGCUCUGGGGGCACAAAAAAACCUGAAUUCAAAGAUUAUAGCACACUGUAUUGGCCAUAUGCAAUAACAGGGGUACGUUCUUAAGGUGUGAAAAUACAGCCUGAAAAGGAGAUUUGUGUAGGAGGUGAAACUACCUAUUACUGUUGCUAAUAGGAUUUCUCACCUGCCCUCAGGUCCCAGGGCGAGUUACAACAAUAUUAAAAUGCAGUAUUUAAAUCAGUAGGGUAGUUCGCAAAAUAUAUUGAUCUGAACACCCCAGAGGGUCUGCAGGGAAGGAGUCCGUCUUUCGGGUAUUUGGGGCCUCAGUCAUGUAGGGCUUUAAAAAGCAAUGUGAACACAGGUGAACAAUGCAGCUAGAUCAUGGAAGUUCUGGAACCCCAGCCAGCAAUCUGGCUGCUGUGUUUUGGACCAGACAAAAAUUCUAAGUUGUCUUCAAGGGCCAUCCCACAUAGUGCGUAAUGCAGUCUAGAAAAUACCAGAGCAUGGAAUAAUACUGUGGCCAAGUCACCUCUGUCCAAAACAGGCCAUAGCUAGAACCACACACUCCUGAGCCUCCAGUGACAAUGGUGGAGCCAGGAUCAAAAUCACAAUCUAGGAAAGCCCCUGACCAGUCCACCAAAGCCUCUGCUAGAAGUUUAAAAGCACUAGGAAUUAAAGUGCUCAAUGUGUUAAAACGUUAGGUUUAUCUGAUUUUCUUCACCCUGGUUAUCUGGAAAGGCUCUGAGGCUGAGGCUGACAGCAGCUCUACUCUGGUGACCUCAAAUAUUCAGCUUUUAUAUUAGCCAUGGAACUCAUUGCUCUGUUUUCAAAAGUGAAAUUCUACACUUCGCCAAGGCUUUUAAUAACCUUACAAAAACAACUCGUGUGGAAUUUCAAUUUAUUCCCAGUUCCUCAUUCUGUGACCUGGCUCUGUUCUCUUGACACUAAAUUGGCUGACGGCAAACUUUCCCACAACUUCUUCUCCAGGGACUUAAAGGCAACACGAUUAAACAAUUGCAGUGUCUCUGUGCAUUGUUCGCGAAAUACUUUUUAACGGCCCUGAUUGUGCUGUGGUAAUUCAGAGUCAAUGCGAGGGAGAUAAGAGGUUGUAUCCAUGCUGCAAGAAUGGAAAAUAGGCUGCCAAUUGCCACUGGCCUCUGUAUAGAUCCAAAAGUCUCUCCAGGCGGUUGCAGGAGAACUACCAAAUGUUGUGGACCAUUAACUUAUGGAGUAGUAGUGCGAGAGGGGAAUUGUCGAAAUUGGGCACCUGUGUGGUAUCAGGCAGUUCCUCUGCUUACUGUAGCCUUGCAAGACACAGCCUAUGAUGUUUGGAGAGUUCCCCGCACCAGCCCUCUGGAUAUGCUUUCCCACUGAUAAAGGGGACUCCGGGGGGGGGGAAGGGAAAGAGCCAUUGUGAGCUGCCUUCCAGGGCAGAUAAAAGAAAUCACAACUUCAUGGGUUGCAUGGGUAUGCAAUCCACACUCACAGGAGCCGGGGUGACCACCAACUUGGAUGGCUUUAAAAGAGAAUUCAACAAAUUCAUAGAGGAUAAAGGCUAUCAUUGGCUGCUACCCAUGAUGGCUAUGCUCUGUCUCCACCGUUGAAAGCAAUGUGCUUCUGAAUACUAGUAAACUGGAAACUGCAGGAGAGGGCUCAGGUGCUCAGGUCCUGCUUGUGGGUUUGCCAUGGCAUCUGAGUGGCCACUGGAAGGACAGGAUGCUAGGCCGUUGACCUGGUCCAGCAGGCUCUUUUUAUGUUCUUAGGUUCACUCCUGCAAUCUUCGGUACAACUCGCUAUGCAGUGGUACCUCUGGAUGCGAACGGGAUCUGUUCCUGAGCCCCGUUCACAUCCUGAAGCGAACACAACCCGCAUCUGCGCGUGUAGUGAUUCGCCACUUCUGCGCAUGCACAUGACGUCAUUUUGAGUGUCUGCACAUGUGCGAGCGGCGAAACCUGGAAGUAACACAUUCCGUUACUGCCGGGUCGCCGCGGAGCACAACCCGAAAGCGCUCAGCCAGUGUGGUGUAGUGGUUGAGAGCGGUAGUCUUGUAAUCUAGGGUAACCGGGUUCGCGUCUCCGCUCCUCCACAUGCAGCUGCUGGGUGACCUUGGGCUAGUCACACUUCUCUGAAGUCUCUCAGCCCCACUCACCUCACAGAGUGUUUGUUGUGGGGGAGGAAGGGAAAGGAGAAUGUUAGCCGCCUUGAGACUCCUUAAAGGGAGUGAAAGGCGGGAUAUCAAAUCCAAACUCUUCUUCUUCUUCUUCUUCUUCUUCAACCUGAAGCAUAUUUAACCCGAGGUAUGACUGUAUAAAAUUGGAACCAAUGUUUCGAGUUAAGAUAUUGUACUGACUGAAAAUACAGCACAACAUUAUGCUAGAGUAAUUUUCCUUCCCCUCCCUCCUUCCCUCCCUCUCUCUCUCUCUGUAGGUGGGAAGGUGGUAGAGUAAGGUUACCAGAUUUUUUUCAAUGAUUCUGCGGACACUUUUCAACUUCAAUGGAUUUUGUAUGGGGACUGAUUUGUAAAUCUGGGGACUGCCCCGGGAAACGGGGACAUCUGGUAACCUUAUGGUAGAGGAGAGAGAGAGAGAGAGAGAGAGAGAGAGAGAGAGAGGCCACUCCAAUUAGGAACAAAUGAAAUGGAUAUUUCCCCCGUUGAGGUCUUAUGGGAUACAACACUGCCCCUUCCAUGUUUAGAUUUUAAAAUACUACUGGAAAGGUCUAGACAUGCAUCUGUAGUUGAGAGCCACAUUUUCUUUGGAGUUUGUGUCCCUCCUUUCAGACCAGCACCCAAUUCUAAAUGAUCAGAAUUUGCGGCUGUAUCUCCUGUCUCCAAUCUUGUCAUUUACAGUCAUACCUUGAGUUAUGUUUGCUUCAUGUUGAGUUUUUUCAGGUUACAAACACGGCAAACCCGAAAGUGUUUACUUCCAGGUUCACCACUUCACGCAUGCACAGGAGCGCUCUAUCGUGUCAUGUGCAUGCGCAGAAGUGGUGCUCUACUUAUGGACUUUUCAGGGUGAGAACAGCACCCCGGAACAGAUCUCAUCCAUAAGUAGAGAUACCACUGUAGUUCCACUAAUUUACCAUUCUGUGUGUCUGCACAUAGGACACCUGAUUUAUUAAUAUUUUUUAUUUCUACUGGGGGAUUUCCAGCUGCAGAUAAGGAUUCUGAGAACCAGAGAUUGACCUUGGACCAUUUAAAAAUGUUGACAGGAGAGGCCAUUGUGACUGUUUUAUGUAAGAUAAGCUGUUCGCUGGGACAGCUUCACAAGAAGAUGGAUGACAUGACUUUUAAAGUUGAUAAUUUGGAACAGAAAGUGACUAAUUUGAGUCAAAAAGCGAACACCAACACAGAAAUAAUUCAGGACUUGGUAAAGGAAUCCAUUUUGGCAGGACAAAUGGUGGAGGAGAAGGAGGAGAAGGAGAAAGCUGCUGUUGUUGAACAUAAAGUAAUACAAGCGGGAGCCAUGGCUUUACAGAAGCAAAUUGAGGACUAUAAGUUGAGGCCUUUUAUGAUUGAAUCUAGGAAAAGUCAGACUUUGAGGAAUGGAUCCCAGCUUGGAUUAAAGAAGGAAAGUUGGAAAGAUCCCUCUAUGCAGGGAUUAACUGACUUUUGGGACAUGGACUCGGGCCUGGAGGAGAUUGAAGUUUUGGGGGCCUUUGGAUUUGGAGGAAUCUUGAAAUAUGUCCUGAAAUACUUUAUGGACUGUAGCUUCAACUAUGGAAAUUUGGCUGAUCUGUUCAGAAGGAAGAAAAGGGUUGACAGGUUGGAGUUUCCCCGAGAUUUGCUCUUUAGCAUUAAAGAAAAUGAAGAAGACUGCAGAAGGGACUUGGAAAAGAGUUAAGAGCCUCGGACAUAAGAUCACCAGGUUGAUGGACUUUAUGGAGUUGACGGACAGGACUGGCAGAAUCCGAAACCAGGGAGAGGAGAUGAUGGAAGAAGAUUGGAAAAUUUAAAGUUUAUAUAUAGACAUAUGGUAAAACUAAUGAGUGAUAGAAAAAUGGUGGAAUGAUUUUUUAUGGGCUUAGCAGAAAUGUUAUAAGGAGUUAAGCAUAUAUAAGUAUUUUAGUUUUAGUGGAAAAUAAGGUUAAAAAAUACGUUAUUUACAAUAUAAUAGAAAAUGGAGAAAGAUGGAAAGGAUUUGCUGAAACAAUUAAUAGAAGUGGAAUACAAAAAGGGAGGUGAGAGGAGGUCAAGGAAACAAGGGAAUGAAAGACAGAGUACGGAAAAGGGAUGAUGUAUGUUUUUAAAUUGUUUUUGUUUUGUUUUAUUUAGGGUUAAGGUUAGGGAGUGGGGUUUGUUUAGUUUAGUUUAAUGUGUUUAGUUUUGAGUUUAGGUUGUGUUUUGUGUUGUCUAUAUACUGUACUGUAUUGUUUUUUUGUUUGUUUUUUCUCCUUUUUGCUUUCCUCCUUUGUCUUUUUUUUCUGUUUUUCUCUUCCCUUUUUGUAAUCUAUAAAAGUAAUAAAUAUUAUUUUUUUAAAAAAAUAUUUUUUAUUUCUUAAAUUUCUAUACCGCUUUAUAUUUUUAAUAAAAAUCUCAAAGCAGUUUACAGCAUAUUAAAACAAUAAAACAAUAGCCGGGCAAUGUUGCUCUGGCCUCAUGAGGAGCCUCUUUAGAAGGGCUGAUGAGUCUGGAUCCCGCCCCCUAGGCCAGGUGGGGCCAUUUUUAGGUGCUAUUUUCAUCCUGUCUUCUGUCAUGGAAGCCAAGGCAUUGUGCAUGGAGUUACAAAGCAGUCAUCCAUCCACAUAAUCACCGAACCCAGAUCUGCUUAGCUUUAGCAAGGUGGUAGUCUCAUGUGCUUUCAGCCCAUACUCUGGGGAGUGGUUAUAAACUGCAUUCUAUUUCUAUUAACAUUAUUUUACAAUUUAGACAUUUUGUUUCAAAUAAUUGUGAACACCAUUAAUUCAAUGCCCCUUUCCUUUAGAUCUUCUUCGAUAUAGCAUUCCAAUUCAAUGUAUCUUCGCUUCUGGAAAAUACUGUGAUUCAGUUUUCUGUCACCAGGUUAGUUCUGACCGUUAUUUGUAAUGUAUUGUUAAUCUCCCCACCAAUGCCCCAUUUUGCUUCCUAGGCUACUAAGUGAGAUACCAUUUCCAUAUGAACGUUUAUGAAAGCACCAUUUAUAAACUGACAGUAGCUGUUUAUUACAUGGAUGGUAACAAAUCAAGUAGGUUAAAGAAAUAGAUUCCGGCUAAAUAUUAGGAAGAACUUUCUGACGGAAAGAGCUGUUCAGUGAUUGAAUGGACUACCUCAGAAGGUGAUGGACUCCUCUUCAGAGGUUGGGUGGCCUUCUGAAAGGACUCUUUAGUUGUGAUUCCUGCACUGCAGUGAAUUGGACCAAAUGAUCCCUGAUAUUCCUUCCAACUCUACAAUUCUAUGUGUCUGUAUUCUUGAGGUACAAGUGCAUCUGGUUUCAUAGCUGCCCCUUGGCAAAGUGUUCAGAAAACUGAUUUAUACUUUAAUAUAAUUCAAUGUCUCAGUCAAGUUGAGCCCUGUGGUUCAAACAACUGCUCAGCUGUAAUCAUUUUAUUUCCUGAUGUAAUAUUGGUUGUUGCCAGAAAUUCCAGAGAAGAAAAUUAUUGGGUAGUAGGACAAUUCUAUGUCUUCAGCAGUUUCUUACCUGAAUGUGGAGCUUAGUCCAAUAUAACUUAUUUUUGGACACAUAUCUCAUUUUAUGCUGAAAACUGUUGUAGCUUAAAGCAAUGGACAAAUAGAUGUGUUAACCCACAACAGCAAGCAUUUCAGUCUAGCAAAACCUGACCCACCUGUAGUGCAUGAAUUUCAUAUUUGAUCUUAACAAUUUUUUGUUUCAGUGACAGUGAAGAACACGAAGAGACUCUUGCGGAUAAUAGAGGAAGCAUUGCAAUACCAGUCAAAUAUGAAAGUGGAUUAAUAUUUAAAAGGUACCUCUGUAUAUUUUGCCAGGGCAAAAUUGUCCUACAGCACAAUUCUAUACAUAUUUACUCAGAGGUAUCAUCAAAUGGGGCUUGCUCCCAUGUGGGUAUAGGAUUGCAGUCUGGUUGUAUAAUUUUUAUGCAAUUCUACUUAGAUAUAACUCCCACAAGACUUACUAGAAAUGUAAGAAGCAUUGUUUUCUGUCCCGCCCUGUAUUGGUCACAUGCAGCACUGUUUCCAUUCUGCUGCAGUUCAUCUGACAAAAACUACAUUAUUCUACUUGGUGUCUGUUUCGGUGUAUGUAAGUUACAUCAUUUAUGUAAUUAAUUACAUACGUUGCUGCGUCAUUACAUGAUUCCACCACAUAAGCUUCAGUGCAAAGGAAACACAAUGCAAAUACUGUACACAUCAAACUGAAAGCAAAUUUCUGCUCCCAUUUCUGUUUUCAGCCGAAUUCUCAGACAACCUUACUUCCUAAUAACCAUGUUUAGGAUUUCAGCCUUAGAGAUAGCUUCACCUGAAGCAAGGCACAUAUUCUAUCCCACAUAAGAUGUAAGAAAAGCCCUGCUGGAUCAAACCAAAGGCCUGUCUAGUCCAGAAAUCUGUUCCCACGGUAGCCAACCAGAUGCUAUGGGAAGCCCUCUCCAUAUUUUCAUUAUUUAUUACCUGUCUUUCACCCUAGCGUCCCAGGGCAGGUUACAACAUUAAAACAAAAUAUUAAAAACAGUUUAGAACAAUUUACAGUUGCAGAAAUAAGAUGAGGCCUAAAAAUAUACAUCUCAAGUGUCAAGGCCAGGAUUAAGAGGUGCAUCUAUUCUCCAUGUUCACUAGAAGCUGUAUUUGACAUCUAUGGCUGAUAGUGAAAGAGCAUGAUUUUUGUUUAAUUACUUCAUGGUUUUCUCAGCAUCAGCACCAGCCCCUAUCUAAAAACAUGGGUAUAUUGAACAGUGAUCUACCUUUUGAUUAUUUUAUGUUACUGUAUUGAUGUAUGUGGGAUAUUUUGAAAACUCUAAAUAGUAAGAUACAUUUUUGUUUUGUUAUGUUUCUUUUUCAGAGAACCCAGUUCAUUUCACAUUAUUAUUGCUGCAAAUGAUACUUUCCCUAAAUAUAUUAAUUCCACUGAGAAUAUCGGAGAUGAAAUUAACAUAAACUACAUGGUAAGAAAAAGCCUGCAAACAUUUACUGGCUGCUGUUCUUUUCUGUGUGUGUGUGUGUGUGUGUGUGUGUGUGUAAAAGUGAAAUUUUACCUAUGUAAAUCUACCCUAGCCUCUGACGGUUGAAAAACAGGUUGUGGUGAUCAACUUUAUAAUUGUAAAAAUGUGGGUUUUGUUUCAUACACUGUUUUUAUUUGGUUUUCAACUGUAUCACUUGUGUUUUGUAACCCACUCUUAGGCACCUUAGACUGAAGGGCCAUUUUCGAUUUCAGUCAGAGUGCUGGCAUGGGGGAAAAGAGAUUCAGUGGGAGACUGAUAGAGUGACAGCAAAGUCAAAAUCCCCACUUGUGAAUAUAUUCAAAAUUUAAUUGCAAACAGAGCCAAAAGUAAGAUAAUUAGUCCCCACUUACAUUUUAAAUGGAUACAUCCAUACAUUCCUGGUUACAUAUUUGUACCUCUGUGUAUUAAUCCAGGAAUAGUAUAGUCAGCCAGAAAAAAGAGCUGAGAUACUUCUUGGCACAUCUUUCUUAGCCAUUUAUUUAUCAAAAAGUAUGACAGCUGUUCUUCUUUAUAAUUUACCCUUUUAUGCCAUUUAAUUUACCAUUUAUGAAAUUAUAUAAUUUAUACAGAGUAUACUAUGAUCUGAUGUUGUAAGGCUUUGGGAUUGCAAGAACUAAUAAUAUCCUAUGGGCAGGUGUCAAACCAUAGCUAGUAUUCUGCACAUUCAAUAGGCAUUGCCCCCCAGUUUAUAGUUCAAAGAGGUCUGGAGUAGGAUGGUGCUGGAUAUUGAUGAGGUCCUUAGCACUGAAUGAAUGGACUAAUCAAAGUGAAACUUCCAUUCUUUUGUCCAUAGAUUGAAAAAGGUGACCAUUUUCCAAUGCCGCCGCUUACACUGCAAAUCUUAUAUCCUAACCUGACUUCAGUCGAAAACUAUAUCCUCUACCUGACCGCAAUAUCUUUCUCAGAGGUAAGUUAGUUAUAUGCAAACAGCAUUGCCCAGUAACUGGAAGUUAAGCUUCUUAUCUGAAUUGUAUGGAUUUAAUAUUGUGAAUGACAAGAAGUUCCAUGUCUCUUUCCUUUCACUUUUCUAAAUGGAAAAUGGAAAACCGUCAUCUUUAAUAUUUAUUGCAAAACGCUUAGAAGUUUUUGCUACAGUCAAGUGGCAUAUAAAUUUUGGUAAAUGAAAUUAAAACUUCUAGAAAGUUUAAGGGAUAAGAAUAGAACAGUCUGCUCUGUUCAGGUUAGAAACCAGAAAAUCCAUGAUGUCGUAUCCAGCUUUGGACCAAAUACUGUAUUGUGGUCUGGGCAAUGUAGAACUAUUUGUGCUCUGCUUUAGUUAUAAAAAAAUGCGGAAUAGUGAUUAAAAAUAAUCUGCCCUGUUCACUGUACCCUUUUCUGUUUAUUAUGGUAUAUUUUUCUUAGCACUGGGUUAUUCUGUUAUUUCUGUUUAAAAUUAUUUUGCUUUUUAAAUUACUAUUUUCUCAUCCUUUAUACAGCUUAUAACAACUGCAGAGACAUAAGCCAACUUAUUUGUGAAAUUAACUUAAACAUGAUUAAAACUGUCUUGGACUGCCAAUAAUAUUUGUUUCCUGGUUGCUUUCUCCGCUAACAGAAUGUAAACUGCAAUUCCAGCCACUCCACAAAUCCUUUGAGAAUUGGUGGUGACCCUCCCUUCGAGACAUCAGGAAUAAGACACCCUCUAAAGGAUCCAAAAAUAGUACGUUUUUCUGAAUGUCUGUCUGCUUGGGGAGGCGGAAUAUUAUCACAGACAUGACUAGUUUCAGUUUGGGUUAUGUUAGGAAACAUUUCCCUGUCAUUGUUACCUGUAAUCAUAAUUGUAUUUUUCUUAGCCUUUGCUGGGAAUAUUAUGCACAGGAACAAGAAAUGCAUGAUAAGGAGAAGCAGGUUAGUGGGAGGGGCAGGAGGGGGGCAGGUGAGAUGAUAGGGAGGUAUGUACAGUGCAAAUGUACAUAGAGCCAAUCCAGCUCUCCUGCUGGUGCAUUUGCACCAUGCUGACCUCACCGUUGCCUUGCUGCUUCCAAUAACUCAUACCUACAGGACCACCUCUCCCGGUAUGCCCCACGAAGGACCUUAACGUCCAUGAAUAGCAACACCCUAGUGGUCCUGGGCCCUAAGGAAGUCAGAUUAGCCUCACCCAGGGACAGGGCCUUUUCAACACUGGCUCUGGCCUGGUGGAACGCUCUGUCUCAUAAGACCUGCGGGAUCUGAUUUCUUUCCGCAGGACCUGUAAGACAGAGUUGUUCCACCUAGCCUUUGACAUGGAAUCAGCCUGAUCCCCUCCCCCUCUUUCCUUUUCCUUCUGUGAUGAAACCCCUAUUUGGGGACUUCCCUGGCUUUUCUCUGGCCCACGUAGGACCAGUCUGGAUAGUUGGCCUUGGUGAAGAUUUGACGUUUUCUCCCCCAAAACAGUUUUUGAUCUGGGCUUCCACUGAAAUGGGGCUGCAUUUUAAGUUGUAUAUUAAUCCUGUUUUUAAGUUGUAUUUUAAUCAAUUGUUUUUAUACUUGAUGUUAGCCACCCUGAGCCCAGUCUUGGCCGGGGAGGGCGAGGUAUAAAUAAAUAAAUAGGCAAAAGCAACUCACCUGCCUGAAAACAAGCACUGUGGCUCUGCUCCACCCAGUAAGCCACUUCUGAUAACCAGCACAUGCAAUUACAAUAGCCCCACUGACAGACGUUUUCACCUUAUUUAGAUAUGGUGAGCAUAUACUCUUAGGAGUAUAAUUUUGAGUUUUGAGGGCCUUUAUAGCUUUUUGGCUCUGAGUUUCCUCCAUCUUUCCAUUGCAGUGAACAGAAAUACGCACUGAUUAUUUUUUCCAUUAUUUUAUGAGUCAGAAAUAUGCGUACUGGUUUAAGUUGCUCUCUGUCUCAGAGUCUGUGGGACCCUUUUUCACCACAUACCCUAUAUGACUGCCACUCUAUGCAUUUCAAUAGAAAUAAUAUAUAAUAAUAGAUGUUGAGUGACAUUUAUUUCAGUGGGGUGACAGUCAGAAAAUGGCUGUCAGGAUAUCUGAAGUCAGGCUAUUUGAGGCAGUCAUGUUUGGCAGAGGUUUAAUUAAUAAUGUCUGUCUAUGAUCCUUCAAACAGAACUGUGAUUUUUAUCGCUGUGAAUCUAUUAACUGUACGGUGGCUCCAUCGAAUAUAACUCAUGUGAACAUUUCAUUCCGAAUCUGGAAACGUACCUUUAAAAAGGUAAGUGAAGCGCCAACUUUGUUACAGUCGUGAGUCCAAAACGGUGUUAUGCCACUGACACAGUUCUAUAUGUAGGUAUAAUUGCCCAAUGUAUCUAUUAGGGUUGCGCACUGGAUUUGGCCAAGGCCUGAGUCCACAGCCGAAACAGCUCUACCUAAUUUGGGUGUCAGCUGCAGUGCCGGAUUUAUGUAUAAGCUAAACAAGCUAUAGCUUAGGGCCCCACUUUCUUGGAGGCCCCCCCAAAAUUGUGGUUUUUAUGUUGAUCUUUUCUGUGAACUGCCCUGAGGCCUCUGGGUAUAGGGCAGUUUAUAAAAUCAAUAAAUAAUAAUAAUAAUAGAUACUGUUUUGUUGUUGUUUAGUCGUUUAGUCGUGUCCGACUCUUCGUGACCCCAUGGACCAGAGCACGCCAGGCACUCCUGUCUUCCACUGCCUCCUGCAGUUUAGUCAAACUCAUGCUGGUAGCUUCGAGAACACUGUCCAACUAUCUCGUCCUCUGUCAUCCCCUUCUCCUUGUGCCCUCAAUCUUUCCCAACAUCAGGGUCUUUUCCAGGGAGUCUUCUCUUCUCAUGAGGUGGCCAAAGUAUUGGAGCCUCAGCUUCAGGAUCUGUCCUUCCAGUGAGCACUCAGGGCUGAUUUCCUUAAGAAUGGAUAGGUUUGAUCUUCUUGCAGUCCAUGGGACUCUCAAGAGUCUCCUCCAGCACCAUAAUUCAAAAGCAUCAAUUCUUCGGCGAUCAGCCUUCUUUAUGGUCCAGCUCUAACUUCCAUACAUCACUACUGGGAAAACCAUAGCUUUGACUAUACAGACCUUUGUUAGCAAGGUGUUGUCUCUACUUUUUAAGAUGCUGUCUAGGUUUGUCAUUGCUUUUCUCCCAAGAAGCAGACGUCUUUUAAUUUCGUGGCUGCUGUCACCAUCUGCAGUGAUCAUGGAGCCCAAGAAAGUAAAAUCUCUCACUGCCACACCCCAUUAUACAUCACUCAUGCUGCAGUUAGCUUUAUGGGAGAAAGGUAUCAUUGGAGCAUACCGGGAUGUUCAUUGGGAUCACAGCUGUGUGAGAAAGGGUUAACCAUCAGUACAGUCCCAGUGAAAAUUUCCCACCCUCUAUCCUCGUGCCUAUGAUUGAAUAAAAUAAAUACACUGGUGUAGUUCUGGUGGCAGUGGAGGGGAACAGCUGGGGGCAAGUGUUACAAAAAGGCACAUAACUGAAGGAACCACUAACUUGCUCCUUUAUUUCCCACAUUUUACCAGUAAGGAAGAGGAGCUGUUCAACAAGACAAGAAGCAAAGUGCCAAGGCAAUCUCAGCGAGACAGAUGACAGUGGCAAUGAAUGUCAUAAAUCAAGGGUGGCCUACUUUUAUCAGACAAAGUUCUGUGCCAGAGUGCCAGAGACCAGACAGUGGGUGGGAUAAGAACUGUAGUUCUCAGACCACCUCUCAAGCAGGUUUUCCACCUGCUGUUCUACACAGUUUUAAACAAUUUCCUCUUAGAAGCAGAAAUCAUACUCUGUUCUGAUUCAUCUCUGGAAACCGAUGCUUCCUCAAACUGCUUUUCUUCUGCUUUAUUCUAGGCAAAUCUUCAUAGUGCAGAGGUCAACGUAAGAGCAUUACUUAGGAGUGGAAACUCAUUACUAAUAUUGAAAAAAGAAAAUGAAAGAAUAGAGGUAAGUCCCAUCAGACUCUUGCAAACAUUGGAAGCUCAAUCCACAAACCAGUUAAGGAAGGGAAAAAGGCUGCCAUCCUAACCUUAUGAAUUAUGCCAUAAGGCUCACUGAAUUUACUUCUAAGUAAACAUGCAGACUGGCUGCUCAUUUCUUCAGAAAUAUUUGUCCAGAUUCACAACUACAAUCAAAUGGAAAGGUAGUAAAAACAUUCUGUUCAUUGAUUUUCACAUGAUGUGGAAAAUUAGCCACCUAAUUUCUUCUCUGCCACUGCACUCUUAAUUAAAUUAGUGCAUAAUGAGGGUGCUUAUUUUUAACAUUCACAGCUUUGCAGCACAAUUCUCUGCAUAUUUAUCCAAAAGUAAGUCCAAUGGGGUUUUCUCCCAAAUAAACACUUACUUCUGAGUAAACAUGCCUGUGGUUGCGUCACACAACAGCUGCUCAGAUCUCUUGGGAUGCAGUUCUUUACAAAGUUUAUCGGAAGGAAGUCUCAUUAAAUGUAUUUGGAUUCACUUCUGAGUUAGCAUGUAUAGGAUUGUGCUCCUAGUAUGCCUUGGUUGCGAAUUCAGCCUGAAGUGAUUGGUAAUUACAUUUCAUUGACUUCAGUAGUACUUGUGUACACAAAACCUUGAGAUCAAUUGCAGCUGUUUUUAUUUCAAAACACUUUUUGGGACAGCACUAAUUUGCACAGGUAACUAGUAGAAGCAAAACUCUCACACAGCUUUCCCCUGGAUAUUAUCCCACGUAAUAGGCCUCUUUUUCCCCUUCACUUGCUUUUGUGUAUUUGCAUGAAAACUUCAAAAUUAAAUACAACUAAAAGUUUGUGUGUGUUAAGACACAAUUAAAUACAGAUUAGAUUAGACCUAGACCCUUGUUCUGUCAUUACUGAAAUACUGAUUUAUUUGUGUGUAUAUUUUCAAUUUUCAGACCAUUAUUAAAAUUUCCAAAGAGCUUCUUCCUGGUCAUGUGCCACUAUGGGUUAUUCUGCUGAGCGUUUUUGCUGGACUUUUGAUUCUUACACUGCUUAUAUUUGCAUUAUGGAAGGUAUGGUAUAUGCAGUGUUUGUUCCAUAUUUGAGUUUAGUGUUUCAGAAUUAUUCUCCCCUCAGUGAAAUUCAGAACAAGGUGAUCAGUAUUAAAGCAAAAUCUAAUUGCUCCCUACAUAUUAUCUUACUGAUAAAGGCUGCCUUGUGCCCCUAUUGUUGCAGCAGCAAUAUCAUAUGAAGGAAUAAUGAUCUCAGUUCCCCAAAUGUCGGUUCUUAUACAGCCAAAAUGGCACCAUCCAUGCAUAAGGAGGGAGGUGUUAGCGGACUUCAACAAACCUGAAGUUUUGCAGAAGUUAAAAAACAUAUUUUAAGGGAGGGGGGAGCCUAAAGGGUGAGGAGGGCUCCUGAAACAGAAUGCUGACAACAGCUACAGCUACAGAAUGCUGACUAAAUGUUACUCAUACUCAUCCACUGAUUUCUAGCAUUGAAUAUCACCCAUAGUACAUAGUAUCUGAUUACUUCCAUUGCAGUAAGCAUCUGGGUGGCAUUAAGCAUUUGACCACAAGUGGGAGCCCUUGUCAAAGCCAAAGAAAGAAAGAAAGGGAAAUAACACAAAGCAGAUUUGAUAUGUAUACAGUGGUACCUCGGUUUAAGAACAGUCCUGUUUACGAACGAUUCAGUUUACGAAGUCCGCAAAACCAGAAGUAGUGUCCCGGAUUGCGAACUUUACAUCGGUCUAAGAAUGGGAUCUGAAAGUUGGAAGGGCACCGGUGAUGGGAGGCCUCAUUAGGGAAAAUGUGUCUCGGUUUAAGAAUGGUUUCGGUUUAAGAACGGACUUCCAGAACGGAUUAAGUUCGUAAACUGAGGUACCACUGUACACAAUUUGAAUCUAGGAUCAUCUUAGGAGUUGCACAAUGAUCGUCUUAAUUCAAGUGUUUCUGUUCUUUGCGUGACUGAGUGUCCUAAUUCUGAUGUUUUAUAACAACUAAUCGGUUAUUCCAAACUGAUUUUUUAUGGCAAAACCUCUCUUGACUGAGAAGUGUAUGUUAGGUAGAUUGGCCUUAAAUACAAACGGAAAUGAAUUUCUUCCCCCAUCCCUGUACAUCCCUGCAAGUUUUCAAAGCUGGAUUAAAAUGUUGUUACCACUUUCCUUUCAGGCAGGGUUUUUCAACAGGCCUUUAAGGAAGAAAAUGGAGAAAUGAGAAGGGGAAACCCUCCAGAAGAAAACUAGGAAUUCUACAAGGACUUGUCCUCAGGUCUUCCUCAGAAAUGUGACUGUAAAACACUGACUUGGAGCAAUCUCGGUGGUCACAAAAGUUUUCUUGAACACUAACAGAAAGUGCCUAACACUAAACACACACACACACACACACAAACACACACAAACACAUGAAGCCAACAAAUCAAUGAUAGAAAAGGGCACACAGCACAUGUUGUGUGUCUAAGGAGACUUUGGGCUUCUGCAUCUCAAGCAACCCAUUUCCAUGGGGCAUGCAGACUCCUUUUAAAACCCAGGAGAGCUUUAAAAGCAAUCUGGGAUAUGGCCAGAAUGGAGAGUGGUCUACAGAGGAAAGGAAACAACAGUGGAGUUGUGGGUUGGGACCAACUGGCUGAAGGUAGCUUAGCUUAGCUCUGCAGCUCUGUAGAUCCCAGUCAUUCCCCCCCCCCCCAAAAAAAAUUGGUGUUUGCUUUCAGAGCAGCACUCCUCUAAGGCUGUCACAUUUAUAAGGCAGUGUGUCCUAUUGAACUAAAUGGGAUGCACUUCCUAAUAAGACAGGUUUCCUACCCAUCUGGCACUCUCCUGAUAUUUUGGAAUACAGCCACGUUAGCCCCAGACAGCACAGCCAUCCGUCCCCAGGCUGAGAGAGAGUAUUGGAUUUGGGAUCAGUCUCUGAUACGUACAGCAAACGUUUUGUAAAGUUGCUGUUUUGUUGUUCCAAAAGAGGGGCGAAGGUGCAGAAUCAUUUCCCAUAAGUAAAAGAAUUCAAAGCUUGGUACUUCACUGUAAGCCUGAAUUUCAAAUCCUGAACAUAGCUGUUGGUUUGAGUGGCAAACAUUUGCUUCAAAGAACAGCACUCAGAAUGCAUCGUUUUGAAAAGGAAAGUUUUCCCUGCUCUAUUUAUGAUGAGACACGCAGAUGAGUUUUGAUCACUUUAUUGUAUGACCAUCAAAUAUAUAUAUAUACAAGUGCACUGCUGGUGCUGUCCAUUCCUGACACCGCCCAAAUUUUUCAUUCAUUCACUAUUGUACACAAGGAGGUUUGUGUGCCUAGACAAACUUAGUUUCUGUGGUUUCACUAAGAUUUUUGAAAGGCUAGUCAAAUCUGCACACACCUUUUUUGAACAUUUAAGAGAUGGGGAAAUAUAUAUGGGUGGUUGUGAGCUCUAUGGUGCUGGUGGGCAUUUAACCGUGGUUGUAAUAUAUUUCCUCCAUUAAGCUGGCAAUUAUAUUGGGGGUGGGUAGGAUUGUAGACAAUGCUGUUGCUUAAAAAUAAAAAAAAGCAGUGCCGGUCAGUAAAGAGCCUCUCAUACAUGUGGCUUGUAAUGGAAUAUUUGCUUAAAUAUUUGUUUCCAAUUUAACUGGCACAUUGGAAUUUUGGAAAUGUGAGCAAGUAUUUCGUGGAAUGACCAAAUAUAAUUAUGUCUGUUGGAGGGAGUGGGGUCCAAACCCAAAACUUAUAUAUGUUGCCCUAUUGCUAUAAGGUUACAAAUCAGCUGUAUUAACAUAUAACAUGAAGAUUGCAAGUGGCCAUAAUUGUGACGUGUGAGGAAUUCACAGCAUGAAUAAUCACACAUAUUUGUUUGGUACGGCAUACAUUUCACACUGGAGAUUCUGUUGCUUGCCAUUUAAGACAUUGUCAGAAAAACUCGCCAAGAAUCCUGUUAUUUGCACAUAAAUUAAAAGGAAUGGAAACUCAGAUUUGGGAUUAUACACUGAUUCCUACAGGGAAAUGCAUCACAGUAUCAAGCAAUUAAAAAGAAGCAACAGUCUAGCGCUACAAUGAAGCAAGGUGAUCUCCCUUGGUUUUCAUUUUUUGCUAUUUAUGUGUCAAGGAAUUAUUUAAACAGUACCUAUGUUAAGUGUCUGUCUGAAACACUAUUAUGUACACUGUAUCUAUAGAAAUACACUGAAAUAGAUAGAAUGUUUAAAAUCCUAAUAGAGCACAAAACACAGUGGCCCAAAUCCCACUAAAUUUAGCUACAGGUGACUGAAAGCACAAGAAGGUUAUUUAGAUACAACUAACUUGUUCCAAUUAGCCGUUUUAAAAAAAGGGAAAUCCAUUCAUUUUAAUGGAACUCAAUUUAAAAGUAAACUUGCUUAGGAUCAUGGCCUGAAGAUUGCACUCAAUGGCCCAUUUAGUCUAAUUUAAGACAGUGAAGCUCUACUGGAGAAAGUUGCCUGCAUAUUUUUAUCUAAUACUGUUUAAUGCAAGUCUAAUUGUCUUUCCCCAAAUAUAUCACCUUUCUUCUGCACUAAAAUGUUUUGCUAUACAUUCACAAUUUGAGUAUCUUGGUGUGUAUAUAAAUGUGGAUAUUUUAAAUGUAAGCUUGGUACAUAUUGUUUAACUUCAAAAGUUUUAUGUCUUUUAUGUUACCCUAUCUGAAUUUUUCACUAUUCUUGGUUGGUAGGUUAUUCCUAUCCCCAAGAAUGAACAUGUACAUGAGAGCUAGUUCACACAUGACAGCAAACCACAGGAACCAGCCUUGUCCCAUCGUGUUUUCAAUUAGUUACUUACUGUUUGGCAAUAAAUAAAUAAAAGCUUGCCAUUACAUCUGAUCUGGGAAAUAACAGUUUGCACUAAUCCUUCAACCUAGGAUUGUAGAGCCAACUUCAAACUGGCUUACAAUCCUAGUUCAGAAGGAAAGCACAAACCAUGGUUUACCGAUCUGGGUGCAGCAGCAAGCUAUAGUUUGCACUGAAGUGAGAAUUAACUAAUUGAAAUAGAGAGCACAAGGAGACAGGAAGAAGGGCAAAACAAUGUGCUAGCUCAAGGUUUAUUCCAGUAGUAUCAAACCGUUCGUUUUAAAUAUAUUUGAGUAUACACAGAGUUAAAUAAAUUUUCAUUUAUUGUUUUAAGUGAUUAUAUCAAAUUGAUGUAAUGAGUAUGAUUCAUGCUUUAUAGUAUCCAUAGCAUUCAUAAGUCUGAAGCAAACCAUGAGUUCAUUCCUGAAUGCAUACUGUUUGUUUGUGUAUGCUUGUUCCUAAUACAAUUUCACAAUCCUGUCUGAAGAUGAACAGAGCCCUUUGUUUAGUGACUAUAACUUAGCAGAAACCACAGACAGACCCACAACUUGAGACUUCUGAAUAAUUAUGACUCUGUGGGUUGCCAGUUCUUGAGCAAUUCCUCAAGAUCAGUCAGCUGUGCACCCGGAAAGAUGAGGUAGUGAAUCUUGCCCUCAUUCUAUUUCACCCUCCUUAUGUGUAAUUUCUAGUAUCGUAAUGAACUGGAUCCAACCUCACAACACUAUCAUUCAGUUUCUGUUCCGAAGCAAGUUCCACUGAAUUCAAUUGGGAUUACAUUUCUAGGAAUGAAGUAUAUAGCAUUGCAAUCCAAAUCAGCUGUACCUGUGACCCAAUGAAAUCAGUGGGAUGAAGUCGUGACUUAAUUUUACUGUUUGGAUUGCUUCACGUGAAUUAUUUCAUGCGACAACCCUGUCAGGUGUAGGUAUUGUUGAUGGGGCAGAGAAAGUAAUCACCAGGUGGCCUUAGGCAAGCCAGAGGUGAGAGAUCUGAACCACAGGAAAGGAUAUUGCUGUUGCACCCAAGCAUAGGCAUCUGGUUGGCCACUGUGAGAACAGGACGUUGGACUAGAUGGGCCUUGGCCCUGAUCCAGCAGGGCUCUUAUGUUCUUAUCUUCAACUCUGCUUCUUCACCAUAAUGCUAGAAGGGACAUGGCUCAGUGAUUGAGAACCUGGCUUGCAUGCAAAAUAUCCUGGGUUCAGUCCCUGGCAUCCACACACCCCUGUCUGAAACCCUGGAGAGCUGCUUCCAGUCAGCGCUGAUGAUACUGUGGAGGUUGGAUCUGUUUAAAGUGACAUGAUGAUGCUUUAAAUGUUGAGUGCAGAUAGGGCCUCAUGCUAGAGUGGAAGAAGAGGAACAGGUACGAAUGAGCAUUAUGGCAUUGGUGUUGUGCAACUUAUCUGAGAAAGCUUAUACCCAGAGCAAACUUAGUUGGUCUCUAAGGUGCUACUGGACAAUGUUUUAAUUUUUAUUUAUUUAUUUGAGAUACACAUUUUUAAAGCUAGAGAACAGUAGAAAAGAAGAGCUUGCUUCUGCACAGGUUUUUUGUUUUUAUUUUUGGUCUUUCUACAUUCUUCUUGGAAUUGCUCUAUUAAAAAGAAGGAAAGCACACUCCAGGUAUUUGUGUGUCAUUAUGUAUAUGUAUAUGUAUAUGUAUAUGUAUAUGUAUAUGUAUAAAUCCCCUCUUUCAUGGAAAAUGUGUUUUUCCAGGAACAAAACGUUGGUGUUGGAGAUUUUCCCACAACAGAAGCAGCUUUCUUGAUAUUUGAAAGUGUAGAAAUUUGAAAGUGCAACACUAAAAACCUUUUGAUCACAGGUGCAGAAUAUGAAAAGGUUGGCAUAAUUAAAAGGACAAAUGAUUGUUGUUGCAUGUAAGCGUCCAAAUUCAAGAUUAUCUUUUGCAUGAAUUUCUAAGAGUUUCCUUACUAGCACAGAUCUAAAUGACUCACUGACUUCUCCCACACUGCUUAACAAUGUUCCUCAGAAGAAGUUGCAACAUUCUGUGUUGAUACAGGGUGAGCACGCAUGAAGGGGGUGGCCUUAUCAGAUGAGACGCAUAUCUUGAAUCACUGCAUCUCCAGGAAAACAUCCUGCCCAUUCAUGGUGUGCAUUUCAUCAAGUUCUUGCUGCAUGAACCCGAUUUUUAGAGGGCAGAGCCAUUAUGAAAAAAAGUAAAUAAAAUAAGUGGCUUGUUUCUUAAAAAUAAAUGUCAGAAAUGAAGUCCAUUUGGGGGAAAAAAUAUUCUCUUAGCAAAAAGAUGUAACAAAAGUCCACAAAAGGUGUAAGAAUGUGUAUUUCAAAAAGUGAUAGCCAACAUUAGAUAUACCCAGAGGAGACCUGUUAAAAUCAAUGAAUUUAAGUAACUUUAUUUCAAUGGAUCAUCGUCCAUUGUGAUAACAUGGUAAAACUGUACCUUUUUUGUAUGGAAAUUGUCACUUGAAUAAACACUCUUCUCCUUGUUGU